Molecule: messenger RNA, 45487 nt
Organism: Argiope bruennichi
Lineage: Eukaryota; Metazoa; Arthropoda; Arachnida; Araneae; Araneidae
Gene: Msp300
Product: muscle-specific protein 300 kDa-like
Exons: 125
Coding region: 205-44559 (14784 amino acids)
Biological process (GO): nuclear migration
Cellular component (GO): meiotic nuclear membrane microtubule tethering complex; nuclear outer membrane; cytoplasm
Molecular function (GO): actin filament binding
Source: RefSeq, a predicted model, not a curated record
CACAGCAUCACACUCUCAGUCAGUUUAGUUGAGAAGACUUGCUUGUAGGAUUUUUAUUCUAUGCUUUCUCCUACACCGGUGUUUGAGAUACAAAAGGUUGCGAGGAGCUGAAUUGUAAACACAAUGCAGGAGUGAAAUUGUGAAUGACGAUAUGCAAGAGAUUUCUGUUCUAGUCAGUUUCUGAGAGAUUCUAACUCGGGGACCAUGGCUUCUUGGCGUCCCAAGGGGUCUUCUCCGGUGACUCCCCGGAAAAGGGAAUCCCCCGGUGCCAAGGUGUAUCCCUGGAGCAAGCGUCGGAUGGACAGUGUCGACGAAUCAGAUGUCCAGUCGCCGUCCACUGCCGAUAUAGUCGCUGCUCAGUCGCAGGAUUACGUUGAUGAGAAGGAGCUGGAAUUUCGUAUGACAAUUCAGCAGCUCGCUGAGGAACAAGAAAGAGUACAGAAAAAAGUGUUUACAAAUUGGACAAAUCACUACUUAGCUCAGCAUGACCCUCCAUUGCGAGUUGAAGAUUUGAUUGAGGACCUGAGGGAUGGCUCCAAACUUAUUGCACUUAUCGAGCAUCUGUCGGGUGAACGAAUUCAUGGAGAGAGGGGAAGAAGGUUAAGACGACCUCACUUUUUAAGUAAUGUGAAUCAGGUCUUACAGUUUUUGGAAAGAAAACGGAUAAAACUUGUCAAUAUCAAUGCUACUGAUAUUGUGGACGGCAAACCAACAAUCACUCUUGGAUUAAUAUGGACAAUUAUUUUACAUUUCCAAAUCGAAGAAAAGACAAAGCUGCUCACGGAGCAAAUGGCGUACAUGCAGACGUGCGCCAGCAGUACGAGCAGCCUGGACAGCAUCGGUCAGACACACAGUCCAGUGCCUUAUGUGGAUUCCCCUCAGAGAUUGACUAGUGCUGCACCUGCGGCGGCUAUCAGACCAACCGCCAUAGAGAGAUGGAAAGGCGGUGCAAGGAAAGCUCUUUUACAUUGGGUAAAGAACAGCAUCAGCCAGCGUUUCGGUGUCACUGUGAACGAUUUCGGCAGCAGCUGGCGCGAUGGCUGGGCUUUCCUCGCUAUCAUUCAUCGCAUUCGACCUGGCUUGGUGAGCAUGGAAAAGUAUAAAAACGCAACAAAUAAGGAGAGGUUAGAAGCUGCUUUUAGAAUUGCUGAAACAGAACUGGGCAUUGCUCGACUUUUGGAUCCUGAAGAUGUUGAUGUACCUCAUCCAGAUGAGAAAUCCAUCAUGACUUACGUAGCCCAGUUUUUGCAUCUCUAUCCAGAAACUUACGCAUCAGCUGAUAUAGAUGAAGCAGAUCUGCCUAUCGCACCUACUAGUGACUUAGAGAUUUUAUCACUUUGGCUCGACAAAGCCGAAUCAGUGUUAGCUACUAGAAGAAAUUCUUCAAUUGACUAUAGGACACAGUAUUACGAUUUUUACGCCCUGAAAACCGAGAUGAAAAAUUAUCGAGACCUCUACGAACGCCUCCGAUCGAUAAUCAACUCCAAUGUUCAAGACGUUGAUUUACGAGCUGCAUGGCCCAACUUAGUACAGAGGUGGGCCAAAGUUGCUAAAGAAUUGCAGGACUGGCAAUAUUACUUGGACAACUGCUUAUCUGGACAACUAGGUCAACUGAGCAAGUGGAUCAUCGAGGCGGAGAGACGACUCGCACUCCCUAUUUUGCCAAAUGUUCAGACCACGAAUAUGCUUCCGAUAAUUCAGCGCGAAUUAGAUGAGCACCAGACAUUCUUUAAACCGCUGGAAUCUCACAUGAAAUUCUUCCAAGGAUACAAACAAUUGCCAGAUUCUUCUGACAUAUUGCCACAACAUAUCGAAGACCUUCGAAAUAGAUUGGACAGUAUUGCUGUACGAUCUCAUCAACGUCAAGUAAAACUUGUACUCGAACAGUCUCGGUACACGCUAUUGAACCUGUUAUCAAAUGUUGAAGAGCAGCUAAAGAAAUGGAACACUAAAUACGGUUAUGAAGAAGAAGUAUCUUCCAUUUUACAGCAAUAUAAAAAUUUUGUUGAGCAACAGAAGAUUUUUCAAGAAUAUGACAAAUGUUAUGCAAAUACUAGGGCCAAUAUUGAAACAUGCCAACAUGUGGGAGCUUUAGAUGCUAAAGAUAUGGACAAAGUGGAAAAAUUCUUAUCUGAUGUUGAUGGUCUUUGGAAGAAGAUGAUGGUCGAACUUCAUUCUGUCGGAAAUACUGCCAAUCAAGUUUUGAAAAACUGGCACGUUUACUCUGCAAAUACUCCAAGUCUUCUAUCUUGGUUGGACAAAGCUGAAGUAGCCAUUACUAAAGACACAGAAACACAGUUGGAAUUUUUCAGCGAUCUCACUCAGUGGGUUGAAAAAAAGAACCAAGCCGUAGAAUCGGGAGAGUAUUUGGCUGCUAUUUGCCGAGAUGAAAUAUCAAAUGAAAUAAAGCAAAAGAUUGCUAAUAUCAAACGAAGAUGGGAUAAAUUGCAUCCUCACCUUCAAGAGUUCCUUGUUUCUGGAGAAAUUUUACGUACAAGACAUGCAUUCCAGAAAAAUUUGAAAUUAUUGCAGUCGUGGCUACAAAAUGCCGAAAUGAUUUUAUCAUCCACAGUGCCUUGCAGACCUGCAGAUUUAGAAAAUUUUACAGAGCAAUUAAAGAAUUUGCAAGCAGAAUGGGAUGAAUAUGAUACUCUGUUUAAAAAAUUGUCCAAGCAAAUGCAUAGUGUAGUGACACAUUUAAAUGCACCAGAAGUUGAAAAAGUGAUGUCUACAAUGAAAAAGGAAAAGGAGAAGAUGCUUAAUGUGAAAACCCAUUUAAUGUCGUAUAUUCCACUUUUGUACCAAAUAGUGCCUCUACAAACUACAUUUGAUAAAGGAAAUGCUGAUAUAGCUAAGUGGUUAGAAGAAGCAGAGAAGUUGAUUUCAUCAUAUGGAAUACCUAGUAGUGCACAAGCAAUAGCAGUACUGCAAGAUAAACAUAAAGCAUUCUUUUCUUCAUCACCUGCUUAUAAGGCACAGCUGGAAAAUCAGAAAGGUCUUUACAAAAAUAUCAUUGAACAUGCUUCUAGUGUUCCCAAUAUCGAUACUCAAGAAGUCAGAAUUAAAAUGUCCAACUUAAAUGCACGGCUUGAGGGCUGCUUAUCUUUGGCUAAUCAGUGGGAAAAUGCGAUGGCCGAAGCAGCUGAUCGAUGGAGCCAGUAUAAUAAGAGCUUAAAAAUUGUGAAGGAGAAAAUUCAAGCUGCUGAAUCUCUUCUGGAAAAGAAACCCGCAGAUGAGAAACAGCUUCAAACUCACAAGGAAUUUUUCAGUCAGUUAAAUGAUUCCAUAAUCAGAGAGCUUUUAACCUCAAGUGAUGCUGUUUUGGCUACUUUACCUGCUGCAGAGCAAACUCCAGUUCGGGACACUGUUUCAAGUCUGCAGGAACGAUGGAGGUCGAUAAUGGAAAGAAUUCCAUUCCAUUUACGGUUGCAAGAAUUCAGAUUAAAAGAACAGGAAUUUAAUCACCAAGUGCAUGAAAUUAAGAGACAGCUGAAUAUAGAACAACAACUCAUUGAUGGUGGUGAAAGUAGUGAAUCCGUAUUGAAAAAACAUCAGGAAUUUUUCACUGUCACUCGUAUUGUCCAUGUUAAAGAUUGCUUGGAAUUUCUGAAAACUUUGUCAGAAGAAUAUAAAUUUUCGUCUCCAAAAGAUGUUAAUUUAAGGGAUUCAUAUAAGAAACAUCAAUCAGAGUGGUCAGAAACUGAAAAAGAAAUCGAAGGCAUUCUUUCUCAGCUGCAGAAGUUAAAGGCAGACUGGGCAGAAUAUUGUGAAAGAUUCAACGAUUUAUUGAAAUGGAUGGACGAAGUUGAUAAGCAUAUACAGGAUAUUACUCGAGAUAUAUCUUCUUCGGGUGAAUUUGAAACUGUGAAAACCAAGUUUUUGUCCGUUUGCAAGACAGUGGACAGUCGACGUGAAGACGUCAAAUGGCUUGUUCGAAAAUUGGACAGCCUGCUUUCACAUAUACCAAAAGAAGAAGGGGCCGAAGAACAAAAGAAAUUGGAUGCUUUAGUGCAACGUUAUAAGACUCUCCUACCUGAAAUCGAUACAACAAUUGUGAUAACUGAAACCAUAACGAAAUGUUUCAUUUACAGAGAAGAAAUAGUCGAAAUUAACAGAUGGCUGAAAGAAGUGAAAGCUCUAACAGAACAAAUUGAAGAAACUACUUAUGAUGAUCCUGAAACAUUGUCUCAACUUGUACAACAGCAAGAGGCAAUAGUUCAGCAGCUUGAAACUCAUUUAGGAGAUGUAAAAUCCAGUGUCCAGAAAGGCAAAGAAUUGGGGAAACUUCAAAGAUCGCCCAAAUUUGUUGAAAAAGAUGUUACAGAACUUGAACGAACUUGGGAAGAAGUGUAUCAAAAAGCUACUCAGAAAUUAGUCAAUCUGAAAAGUGCAAACAACCUAUGGAAUGAUUAUGAUAAACAAAAAGAUGAAAUAUUUCGUCUUUUGAAACAAGCUGAUGAAGAACUGAAAAAGCUACGUGAAUCUGCUCAAUUACAGCAGCCUCCUAAGCAGUAUAAAGAAUUGCAUCAAACCACUGAAACACACUUGGAGAAACUCAAAUGCGCAAGCAAUGAUUUAGCGCCCAAACUGAGUGAAGCACAAAGACCUUUGCUUCAGAAAGAAGUUGUCGAAAUUGAAAAUAAAGUUCUGAUGGUAUUAUCGACUUUGAAGGAAAAUGUUGAAUACUUGGAACGCUCUACAGAAAAGUGGACAAAAUUCAACUUCAAAUUGGAAGGCUUUAUUUCAAAUGUUGACGGCAUGAUUGAUCGAUUGAAGGAUAUAUUAUCUGAAUCAUCUCCUCCUGAAGUUAGAUUAAAGAAAUUAGAUGAACUCCACAGUGAGAUCCGAGAGCAAAAGCAAGUGUUAGUGAACCUGGAGACGGAAAGCCAGGAAUUGGCCAGGGAUCAACCAGACAGCGCCAAUGUGAAACAAAUCAUUGGCCAGUUGACGAAUUUGAAGGGCCGUCUUCAUACCUUAGAAGAGACAGUGAUCACUCAGAGGAAUAUCAUCGCCAAGAACCUUGAUGAAAUCAAAAAUGUGAAGGAUCUUCUAAAAUCAGAAAGGGAUGAGCUGAAAGCUGCGGAGUUGAGGGUGGAAGCUGGCCUACCAGCACUUUCGUCAUUAAAAGACGCGCAUGACAAGAAACAAGAUACAGAAAAAUUCUGUGAUCAUUGCCAUCAGAAAAUAAACUAUUUGGCUGAUGCUGGCACUCAAACGAGCAAAGAAAUACAGGACGCUUCCAUCCAAUGCGAGUUCAUUCAGUUGCAAGAUCAAUGGAGAGAAAUAGCUCAGACUAUUCAAGAAUGGAUUGAACAGCUCCAGAGAGUCAUUGCCCUGUGGGAAGGCAUUACUAUUAAACAGGAAGAAGUGAUAAAAUGGCUUGAAGAUACCGAGGGAAGUGUUGAAAGGAUUGCAUCCACUCAAACUGUGAAUAUCCAGAAAUUAGAAGAAUUAAAAUCAAAAUUAAGAGCAUUAGGUUCUGAAAUCGAUGAAAAGAGAAAUUAUCUUCGAACCAUCACUAAAGACAUUGAAGACCUCUCUGGACAUUUAUCACCAAAAGCAGUCAUGGCUCUUCACGUUCAGACUUCAGAUAUACAAAAGCGCAUCGACGAGCUGGGAGACAAGAUCCGAAGACAGAUGAUUCAUUUAGGUUCUUCUAUUGCCGAGCAAGAACAGCUGCUGAAGACAAUUGACACUUUUACCAUUUGGGAAGAGGAUGUGAAAAUCCAGCUGCAUAAAUUCGAUGAUAUAUUCGUGGAUCAAAUCGAAGCUGUACUGAAGAAUAUUGAUUUGUUGAAAAUUGAAAAUGAGAGCCGACAAACUGAUUUUAAUGGAAUAUAUGAAGAGAUGAAGAAAUUAAGUGAUUCCCACGAUUCUUCUGAUAUUGAGGAAAUAACUAGCAUGUAUUCUAAGCUCUCCGAACUCUACCAAGCCACCGAAGAGUCACUAUCCAAAAAACAGAAGUUCCUGCAGAAGCGGCUGGACUUUGAAGCGUGGUACAAGGACAUGUGUGAGAAUAUUGAACUCCUGAAGAACAAAGUUGAGGGUAAAAAGUGCACACCUGAAGAGAUUCAGAGUGCAACAUCUGAAUUAUCGCGAUUGCAAAAAGAGUAUGAGAAGAAAGUGAAUGAAGUUUCAAGCCUGGAUGAAAUGGCACAAAAGAUCAAUCAAAUUGUAAGAGACAGAAGCACGACUUUGCCAACAACAGUUGCAGAUCGUCUCUCUCAUAUACAAAAUUUGUUGAAAACUGUGGGUGAUUUGCUGGCUCGUGAACAAGAAGGCCUUAGCAAGCUUAAUAAGAAAUGGGACGAGUUCAAUAAUAAAUAUAAGGCUUUGUGUGAGUGGUUAUCAAAUGUAAGUAACAAGAUUCAUGAUUUGCAACUUCAGCCUUCCACGAUGGCAGAUGUAGAGCAACAAUUGAAUGUACUUAAAGGAUUGCAUAAAGAAAUGGAAGACCAAACUACUGCAUAUUCUAUUGUACAUCAACUUGGCCGCUCUUUAAUCGAAGAGGAUUCAUCAUCCUUUACAACCAUUCAAGGAUACUUAACGGCGACUGAUAAACAGUGGGAACAGUUAUCGACUGACCUUGCCCAAAAAGAGAAAUCUGUGGGUCAUCUUUUACAACUUUGGAAGGAAUGUAACAACCUGCAAGGAAAAUUGUUGAAUGCCAUAAAUAAAUCUUCUGAUGCCGUGAAAGCUCCUAAGCAUGUGCCUUCUGAUUCAAUCCAAGUUUCCAAGCUUCUCGAAAAAGCGAAAGCUGGUAGCGAGAUUCUGAAAUCUCAUCAUUACGAACUGGACACUUUCAAUCAGAAAUCGAAAGAUCUGUGUGAUAAGUUGGAAUCUUACAACAUUCAAGAUCUCUCUAAGCUGAAAGAAGAUUAUUCCAAUGUUCAAAAGAAAUGGGACGAUACUAAGAAAGAAGUCGAAUCCCGACUUCAGAAUCUGGAAUCCCAAAUGAUUAUGUGGCAACAAAUUGAUUUCGACAAAGAAGAAAUAAUUGGUUGGGUUAACGAGAUAUGCCGCUGUCUGAAUGAGCAAAUAAUCAAUUUUGAAAGUCGAGAAAAAGCUGAUGUGGUAUUAGAUCGAUACAAGAGUGAACUAGCGACACAUUUAGAAAUGAAAAAGAGCCUCUUCUCAAAAAUUGAGUCACUAAGAAAUUUAAACAACAAUUCUGAGAUUUCAACGCUGACUGCUCUCAAGUCUGUCAUAGAAACUCAUUUCGAAGAAGCUGAAAACUUGGCCAGGCAACUCCAGGGCUGCAUUUCAGAAUUGGGUAUGGAGGAAGAAGACAUUAGAAAAGAACAGCAAGAAUUAAGUGACUGGCUUCGUGUCGUGAGAGAAAAUAUAUCAAAAUGUGAAGAUGUGUCAGCCGAUGAUGAAGUCAUUCUUUUAAAUCAUGAAAACUGCAAGCAAUUGCAGAAAGAGAUCCUGGCAUACAAUGAGAGAUUUCAGAGAUUGGAUGCCAAAGUUGCUCAAACCAAACAGAAACAUUCCAAACUAGACACUUCAUACAUUGAAAAAGAAAACAGUAAUCUACAGAAGAGAUAUGAAAAAAUUAAAACUACCGCAUCAAAAAUUGCCAGCUUCUUAUCUUCAGCAGUGGAGCGGCGAUAUCAAAUAGCUCUUCAAGACUUCCAGAGAUGGAUGUUGACAAAUACUGAAAAACUUUCAUCGUGUAAACCUGAUCUUGUCGGAGACCGUUACAGUUUAGAAGCUAAAUUAGGCUUGUUACAGGAAAUCGAAUCAAGUCUGGUGCAAGGAGAAAACAAGAAAACGAAACUUGAAGUCACUGCUGCGAAUGUCAUCCAAGUCUUGCCUGCUGAAAAGCAUGCAGAAAUUCAGUCUGUCAUUGAUCAGACCAGUAGUGAAUGGGGGUCUUUUGUUUCUGCAAUAGACACCAUCAAAGCAUCACUGCUGAAAAAUCUAAGUGCAUGGCAAAAGUAUGAAACUGAGUACGAGGACUUCAGUGCUUGGCUGAGAGACAUGGAAUCAAAAGUAAAGAGUGUGACUACACAGCAGGUUGAACUUAAUGACAUCCAGCAGCAGCUGUCUGUUGUCAAGAGUCUGCAGAGUGAAGUCAGUCUUAAAAAGAAAAACUUAGAUGACUUGCUUCAGAUAAUUCAAGAAAUCUGUGCCGAAAAUCCUGAAGCUAGACUGAAGACUCAAACAUCGGAAGUGACAUCUAGAUAUCAAGCUCUGGAAAGAACUCUUCAGGAAGCUUUAAGAAGAUUGGAAAAUCUGUUGAAAGUGAAGAACGAGUACGAAACAUCCAAAGUUACAUUAGAGAACUGGCUAAGAGAAAUGGAUAAACAAUUAGAAUCAGAUUUUGACGUCUCUGGUGAUAAAGAUGCAUUGCAAUCGAAGCUUCAAUCUCUUAAAGAACUGCUUUCUAAGAAAGAGCAGAACACACCUAUACUGUCAUCUGUGACAGAUGCUGGAGAACUAAUUUACCUCAGUCUGAGCAUGGAAGGACGAGAUCAAAUACGAAAAGAGAUGAGAUGCUUGAGAGAUUCGUGGGAUGACAAGUGGGAAAAAGUCAGCACUACCAUCAAAAACAUUGAGUCAGCUUUGAUGGCAUGGGGAACGUUUGAAGAGAGUUGUAAACAAGUUGGAGUUUGGCUGAAUGAAUUGUCUGGACAAAUGACAAGUGAAGUGCAAUUAAAACCUACAUUAGCUGAGAAAAAAUUGCAACUUCAGAAUUUCAAGGCUGUCGCACAAGGGAUUUUGGCAUAUCAAACAGUAAUAACCAAAUUAAAAGAAAAAGCUGCGACCUUACCAGAAUCAGCACCAAAACAAAACAUUGAAAACUUCCAAGCGCAAUAUAACAGCUUAAUAUCUGCUGCAAAGGAUCGUGUGCAUACUUGUGAUCAGCAUGUUGUUGAACAUGAAGGAUACGCUGUGAAACUUGAACAUUUCCAAGACUGGUUGUCUUCUCUGAAAGCAGCUGUUGACACAAAUGUAGAACAAGGCGAUAUCGAGAGCUUAAAAGUGAAGAUAAUUGCUUUAUCGACUGUGCUGAGCUCACUUGAAGAAGGAAAACAGAAGCUGGACGAUCUGGAGAAACUGCUUGGCGAAGUUUUGCAACAUACUGAUGCGAGAGGUCACAAUAUUCUCAAAUCUGAAUUGAAUGAUGCGAGAGAGCAAUGGAAAGCAUUCAUGAAACAAUGUCAGAAUGCUCACGACACACUUUCAAAUGCAGUUGAGGAUCGUGGAAGUUGUGAAGCUGAGGUCUCAAGCCUUGAAGAAUGGUUAGCUAUGAAAGAACAUUUAUUACGCGAACAAAACUUGCGCAGCAACCUUGAAACUAAACAAGCUCAACUACAAAAUGUAAAGAAUAUGGAAAGUGAAAUUUUAUCUAAGCAAACUGAAAUUUCCUCUGUUGCUGCUAAAACUGAGCAACUGAGAGGAGACACUGCUUUGGCUGCUAGAAUGUCUAGAAUUCUAAAUAAGUAUCAAAGUCUGAAGAAUGCUGCAAAAGAUUCUGUGAGAAAAUGGGAACAAUAUGUAAAAGAGCAUGAAUACUUUGAGAAGAAACUGGCAGAAGUUUUAAAAUGGUUAGAAGAACCUGAAAAGAAGUUACAAGAAAAUUCCAUCUUAUUUGGAGAUAUGACAGUUCUUCAGGAGAGGAAAGCAGCUUUAGAAACUUUAAGUGACCAAUUAUCUCAAAACUUGUAUCAUAUCGAAACAACAAUUGAACUAGGUGAGAAGCUUUAUUCUUCAACUUCUCCUGAGGGAAGAGAGAUCAUUCGUCAAAAAAUUAGGAGUCUUCAAAAACAUUGGGAAUCUCUUCAAGAAAAAUGUAAUGGAUCUUUGAGAGCUGUUGAUUCGUGCCUUCAAAAGCUUAUAUCCUUUUCUCAAGGACAAGAGAGAUUAUCAAAAUGGUUGCAAGAAGUGGGAUUGUCUGUUCAGCAACAUACUGAACCUAAAUCUACAAUACAAGAGAAGCGAGCUCAACUCCAAAGUCAAAAAGUGAUACACCAAGAUAUUCUUUCCCACAAACCAUUGCUUGAAGCUGUUUGUGACAAAGCGAACGAACUGAUGUCCGUAACUGGUGACAAUACUAUUCCAUCAUACAUUCACGAUGUCAAAAUGAUGUAUAAUGCCAUGUGCACAAAAUCGGAGGGACUGUUGGGAAAAUUAAAGGACAGUAUUAAUGAUCAUCAGAAAUAUCUGGAUGACUACCGAAAAUUCCAGGAAUUUUUGUCUACAUCCCACAUUAAACUGCAGGAAUGCAAAGAUACUUCUGGAGAAAAAGCCAUCAUUGUCAGUCGUCUUAAUAUUUUGAAAGAUCUAAUGAGCAAGCAGUCUGAAGGUGACAAAAUGCUAGCAGACUUAGAAAAAUUGUGUACUGUUGUAUGCAAGAAUACAAGUGAACAUGGUUGUGAAAUUCUGCGGCAUGAAAUGAAAGAAUUAUCUGACUCAUGGAGCCAAUAUAAUACAGCAUUAAUGGAAAGCAAAUGUAAUUUAACAAAUGUCAUUCAGCAAUGGACAAGUUUUGAAAAGAAUAUGCAGACUCUGAAUAAAUGGUUCAAAGAUAUGGAUGCAGAAUUCAAGAAGCCUCAGCUGCAAUCUACAUUGGAAGAAAAGGAAACUCAAUAUGCAAUAUUAAAGGACUUAAAUGACAAAGUUGUGUACUGCCAGAAAGAUUUGGAUACACUGACCGAUGAAGCUCAUUCUUUGACCCAUUCAUCUGGUGUUGAAAGCAUUAAGUUCGAUGUAUCACAACUUAAUGUUCGAUAUCAAAAUUUAGUAUCUUUAUCUAAGACCUUGUUACAUCGAUGGGAAUUGAUUGUCCAAGACCAUAAGGCAUUUGAACGCAAAGCUGACGAAUUUUCUGAAUGGCUGACUGCAGGUCAGAAAAUUCUGACUGAUAUUGAAACAGAAGAAAGUAUUGAGCAAAGCAUGAUAAAACUGCAGGUAUUGGUCAAUGAUAGGAUGCAAGGUCAACAAUUAUUAAGUGAAACUGUUCAGAGUGGUGAACGAUUGUAUCAGGAUACUGCAACAGCUGGUCGGGAAACUAUUCGCGAAAGAUUAAGAGAACUAAGAGACAAAUUUGACUUGUUCUCUAAUAGUGUAGUAGAAGUGCAGAGACAGCUUGACUCUCUUAAUCAGCACUGGGUUAGCUUCAAAGAUACAUUCAAGCAGAUUUUGAACUGGAUGGACUCGGCAGAUCGCACACUGUCAUCACAUGAUCUAAACCUCCCGUCCCUUCAAGAUAUAAAUCCUCGCCUAUUGAAAUAUAAAGCAUUGACACAGGAAACUGAGCCUCAUAAAAGGCAGUUAGAUCUCCUACAAUCCAAAGUUCAGUCAGUAGCACCACUAAUGAAGGAAGAAGAUUUGCCUUUAUCCAUUCUUGAAGCUACUGCUCGAUUCAAUAACUUAGUCACUGUUAUUAAGGAACACCUUGAAAAGAUGGAACAUCUGUCUAGCUUAUAUCAACAAUGCCAAGAUCAGAAGGAUGUUUGUGAAGAGUGGUGCCAGAAGAAUGAAGAACAAUUAAUUCUUUGCUCAGAUUUUGCUGGAAAUCGUACAGUUCUAAAAGCUAAAGAAGAACAGUUAAGGAAUUUGAAGGAACAUUUACCUGAAGGUAUGGAUAAAAUUCAGUUAUAUGGAAAGCAUGUCCAGCAACUUUCCGAUGUCAUUGCAACACGUGACUUUGAACAGUUGACUAAGAGCCAUGCUGCAUUUGAGAAGAGGUAUCAAGAUAUUGCAACAAAAACUGAUGAAACUUUGAGAGAAAUGACAGAAAAAUUUAAACAAUGGGAAACUUUUGAUGAAAAAUGCAAUGCGAUGACAUCUUGGCUUGAAAAUAUGGAACAAAGGAUUAAAGAUUUUGUCUUAAAAACCACACUUGAUGAGAAAAUUGAGCAACGUGACAAAUUCCAGAUGUCGGUUGAAGAUAUUUUGGCAAAUGAAUCAGCUAUUAUCUCACAUUCUAAGAUAGUGGAAUCACCAGAACAAGCAUUACUCGGAGAGCUUCGUACUAAGGAAGCUGAUUUUGAUGUCUUGUCUGAUGAAUCCCAAGAACUUAUUGCUGCUAGUGGCGAAAUGAGGAUUUCAAUGGGAACUUCUCAAAUAAUAUCGCGAUUUCAGUCCAUGCUUCUUACUUGCAAAGAACUUGCGAGGAAAUGUGAGCAACAUGUUGAAGAUCACCAACAAUUCAAUGAAAAAUAUAAAGUUUGCUCUGAUUGGAUUGAAAAUGCCGCCGCUCAGUAUGCAAAAAUAAAUGUUCUUCCAUAUGAUAGUAGCGAAUCUUUGUUAAAGAAACUUAAUCUUGUACAAGAAUUACUACAAACCAAAGAUGAAGGCCUUAAUAUGGUGAGUGCUACUGUUCAGUAUGGUGAGCAGUUACAAGUAGGUUCUUCACCUGAAGGAUGGGAAACUGUUCAAGUUAUGUUGCAGAAUCUACAAGCAGCUUUUGAUAAAGUGUUUGAUGAUGCAUCUAGCUUGGAAAGAUCCCUUUUGUCCACCCAGUUCGUUUGGUCAGAAUUUGAAGAAACUUUACAACGAUUGCAAUCAUGGAUUACAAAUUGUUCUUCCAAUUUCUACGAUUCACCUAAACAAGGAAUCAAUCUGGAUGCUAAAAAAGGACUACUAAGAACAUAUAAGGCUCUACUUGUUGAUAUAAAUGGCCAUGACAGAGCUGUUGAAGACUUGCAGCUUUCACACGAUUGUGUACCCACACUUGACAAAAAUAUUGAUGAUAUCAUCAACAACGUUGUUGAAAAACAGAAGUCUCUGAAAUCAAAAUCUGAAGAAUAUAUAACAUUUUAUGAAAACUGUGUACAAGAACAUGAUGCAUGGAAUAAAGCAAUGAAUGACAUCAGGAACUGGUUGAACUCAACUCAGACAUCUAUUGAUGCAUGCAGGGAUACUAAUUUAGAUAGAAUUUCUCUUCUUGGAAGUCUACGAACUAUUAAGAACAUUAUCACCAGUUUUGAUGCUGAGAGACCUAAACUUGCUAGUGUAGAAGAAUCUUUCCAAAAAGUGCUGAAGUCUACACAUGAAGAUGGAAAGAAUGCUCUUUCAGAUGAACUUAAAUCUCUCCAAAAUUUAUUUGAAUCAACUGAAGCAUCUGCUAAAAAGACAGCUGAAUUGCUUGAAGAUCUAAUGAAUCAAUGGACCGAUUAUGAAGAAAGGGUGUCUGAAGUUCAGACCUGGAUGAAAGAAAUCGAAAACUCUUUGCAGAGUAUUUGUUUAAAAGAAAGUUUGUCAGAAAAACGAUUACAAUUAGAAAAAUUAAAGAACAUUCAAGGUGAAGUGAGAGAAAAAGAACUGGAGAUUGAUGCUCUUACUGACAAAAUGCAACAACUCCAGAAAGGUCCUAGUAAGCGACGUAUAAGUAAACUAAGUGAAUUGGGAAUAACAUAUCAGAAUCUUGUUUCCAGAGCAAGGGAUACUUAUGCUAAAUGGAACCAAUAUGUCAUUGAUCAUCAAGAAUUCUUAAGUAUAGUUGCUGAGUUUCAGAAGCAUUUGACAGAUUUAAAACAUAAACUUGAACAAUGUCAAACACCUGAAGGCACAUUAGAAGAUAUCCAAGAGAAAUUAAAAACUGUACAGGAUAUUGCUUGUGAAAAAGAAUCCCUUUCAUCAACGUUCCAGAACAUAACUGAUAAAGCACAAGUUGUCUUAUCAUCUACCGCUCCAAUGGGUCAUUCAGCUAUAAAUGAAACUAUACAAUCUCUCCAAGAACUGCUUUCCACUAUAGUACUGAAUUCAUCCACCAUAAAAGUUUCUCUUGAAGACUGCCUACACAUGUGGGCUACUUUCUUGCAUUCUAUGAAGCAAGUUGCUAAAGUGACUGAUAAUAUUGAACACACCUUGGAAGAAGCAAGAAAAUACCAAUCCACAUUAGCUGAAAAGAAAUGUCAAUUAGAUAAAGUUAAAAGUCUCCAACAUAAAAUACAACAAGAAAAGAUGGAAGUUGAUAGUCUGAAAACUAGAUCGGAAGAAAUGAUCGAAAAAGGUCCUCACUGUGCAUAUACAUCAGAAGCCAUGGACAUUGUACAUAGAUUCUAUGCUGCUUCAGAAUCUAUUAAUGGUCUUGUUCUUCAGAAUGAGCAAAAUUUCAAGAAUCAUCAAACAUUUAAAAGUAACUGCGACAAUCUUGUGACUUGGAUGCGACAGUUGAGGGAGAAGAUUCCUCCAGUUACACGAUCACUGAGUGACAAAUUGAACUUGGAAUCCAGUGCUUCGAUUUUGGAAGAACUAUUAGCUAAAAAGUCUCAGGGGCAAUUGAAAGUUGAUGCCAUCAUACAAUCUGGAGAAAUUGCUAUGGCCACUAGCUCUGAAAGUGGAAAGAAAAUGAUUUCAACAGAUAUGGAAAAUCAUACUACAGAUUUCCAAAACCUGUUUAUUGAAAUCGCUGACCUAAAAGAAGAAUUAGAUAACAUUUGUAUACAACUGAGAGAAUUUAAAGAUGAAUAUGAGAAAGUUAGUGAGUGGUUACAAGCAAUGGAGACUGAUGUUAAAGCACAAAAGACAACACUGAAAGCAACUCUUGAAGAAAAAGAAGCUGUUGUUAAAUACUGCAAGGGUGUACUGGAUGAAUUAGAAAAGGGCAAAGAAUCGAUGGAAAAAUUAACUGCUUCAGCUUCUGGACUUUUAGCAUCCCAUUUGGAUACAUACAUAAGAAAUCAGUUAACAAUAAUUAAUUCUAGAUUCCAAGUAUUACGUAAUUUAGCUAAGGAUGUUAGUGAUAAGGCUAAUAACAGCUAUGAGUUACACAAAAUCUAUAAAGAAAAAUUAGCUGAGAGCAAGAGGUGGAUAGAUUCAACUAAUGAAAAGAUAAGACAAAUUGGGAAAAUAGAAGGCAAUAAAGCUCAUUUGGAAAAGCUGUUAAAUGACAUUCAAGUUCUUGGAAGAAAACAAGAUGAUGGAUUAUCUUUGGUUCAAUCAACAAUUGUUGCCUCGGAUAAAGCUGCUCGCACUUCAAACCAAGCCGGAAAAGAUGUAAUAGCUACUGAAAUUCAUGAAUUACAGUCACAAUGGGAUAGAUUGCUGCAUAGUAUAUCGGAAACAAAAAUCGCCAUCGAAACCGCUCUUCUCCAAUGGGCUGAUUAUACAUCUUCUGAGGCAAAACUCAUUGAAUGGCUUACUGAGCAUGAACAAAUGCUAAAAGAAGUGAAAAAGACGAAUAUACCUCCCAUGACAAAAGAGAAUGUCAAUCAAAGAAAGGCAAGAUUGCGCAAAGCCAAUAGCAUGGUACAAGAUAUUGAAUCAUUUGAGCCAAUGAUAGAAUCUAUCCAGACAAAAGCUGUGCAACUUCAUCAACCAGUAUCACCAGAAAUACACGAAAAGUAUCAAAAACUUGUCGAAGACUCCAAGAAAUACAGAGAUCAUCAACAAAAUGUGAUGGACUGCCUACAGCAAUUCAUGGAUUCCUGCAUGGAUAUUUCUAAAUGGCUCAGCUCUGCUCGGGAAAAAUUGAGCAAAUGUGCAAUGCCGUCUGGAGAUCGAGAGGCGAUGAAAGACAAGACAAGCAAAAUCCAGAUUCUGCAAUCAGAAUUAGGAGAAGGCUUAGAAAAACUCCAUCAUGCCACCUUCCUUGGAGAAGUGGUGAAAGAAAACGUCGAAACCGAAGAGGAAAAAUGCAUGAUAGAUGAAGAGCUGCUGAAGUUGCAAGAGGAAUACGAGCUACUCAAAGCAAAUGUUGCUGAAGUCAAAGUGUUGCUUGAUGUUGGUGUUGUCAAAUGGAACGAAUAUGAUGAACAGUAUGCAAAAUGUUCUGAAUGGUUAUUAAAAAUGGAGCCUCUUGUGCAAUCAUAUGCCAAGCCUCAAGCAGACCUUCUGUCUAAAAGGGCAAGACUUCAAGAAUUUCAAGAUCACCUACAAACAAUAUUUGAUUAUCAGAUAGAGUUUGACAAACUAAACAUGAAAGCUCAGCUCCUCCUAGAAACGUACUCCGAUUCUAGCAUUUCAAAUGCAUUUACCCUUCUUUCAAGAAAAUAUGGAGCCCUCGUAUCAUUUUCAAAAGAAGUGAUGCACCAACUCGAGCAGCACUUCCAAGAACACCAACAGCAACAGAGUAUGUUCAGCGAAUGCAUUGAACUGAUUGACGUUUCGAAAGAGAAACUUAAUGAUUGCUGCACACCUUCAAGCAGCGUUGACGAACUUAAUGCAAAACUCAGCAGCUUGAAAGUUCUAUCAAACAGCAUGGACCAGGCCCAAAACAAGAUAAGAUAUACCAUGGAACUAACAGAAAAAGUUAUUGCAAACACCGAUUCAUUUGGUAUGAAUGACAUUAAAGAAGAUGCGGACAAUCUGAAGGCUGAUUUUGAAGAAUUGUUGAAGGAAAUUGCAGCAACACAGCUUAGACUGACCGAACGUCUUGCGGUGGUUGGAGAAUUCAACAAGACUUUAAGACAAUUCAAAGUCUGGUUGGAAGAAAUCGAUAGCGAAAUCGAAGCUACCGGCAAGCAAGAACUUAAUUCUCUAAUUGAGAAGAAAUCGGUCUUAGAAAAAUAUAGCACCAUAUUGAAAGAUUUACAAGCCCAUGAAUCUACGGCUAAACGCUUGAAAGGUGACGCUAAUGAUUAUCCGACCGUUCGAGAUGAGAUCUUGGAAUGCUUAGAAAAGUAUGAAAACUUUAUGCUUAUCACACAAAAUUGUACAUCUCAACUAACUUCAGAAAUCGAAGAACUGGAAAAAUUCAAAAGCGCCUACGCCGCUGCCGAGAGCUGGUUGAGAGACACUAAAAUGUCUCUUCAUAACAUCGGUCUGCAAGCAGAUAGUAUAGCUGCAGUUGAAGAAAAGUUGACUUUGUUUAAGAAACUAGAAGAAUCUCUGCCUGAAGGAGAAGGUUUGAUUAAGAUUGCAAAUGAAUUAGGCAAUGCUGCUGGCAACAACAUGGGAUUUUUAGGCAGGGAACGCAUAUCCAAAGAACUUGAAGCUCUGAAUUCUGCAUAUGAAGAACUCCUUAUGUCUGUCAAUGAGCUCAAAUUUGGCUUGGAGCGAUGCCUUGAUGCUUGGAAUGAAUUCGAAACAUCAAGAAAAGAAGUUGAAAGUUGGUUAUCUGACAUGAAAAAUAAAAUUCGACCGUAUUUGGAAAGUAGUCCAGAUAUCCAUGAUUCCGACAGGCUCGGGAAGUUGAAAGAGAUGUAUGAUGAAAUUAAAGAACACAAAAUUGAUGUUGAUUCUCUCAAUACUCUUUGUGAGAAUCUAGUAGAAGCUAGCUCAUACUCGGCCUGCAGAGAUCCAGUCGUCUCCAUAUCUGGAGAGUACAAUAAUUUAUCUUCAAAUGUUUCAGAUACUAUCAGCAAAUUAGAAAAAUACAUCUGCAACCAAGGAGAAUUUGCUGAUUCUAAGAAUGAAUUUUUGUCGUGGUACAGCCAAAAUAAAACUGUUCUUGAUGAAAAUAAUAACAUGAAAGGCGAUUUAGAUACUCUUCAGAAGCGAAUGAAUAAUGUGAAAUCCGUUAGUGGUGCACUGCCAGAAGGUCAACGACUUCUUGAUUCAACUAUUGACUGUGGUAACAAAGCACUUAGAGUUUUACCUGAUACAGCAAAAGCUAAAAUUAAAUCUGAAAUGGAUAACAUGAAGGAUCAGUUUUCUGAAUUAAGUAAGCAAACAACUGAAGUCGUUAGCGCAUUAUCUUCUGUUUUGUCUAGACUUCAAGAAUUUGCUCAGAACAAGAGCAAGCUGAAAGAAUGGCUGGAUAAUAUUAAAACAAAAAUACCCGAAAAGCUUAUAAUUAAACCUGACAUUGUCGAAGUCCGAACUCGCAUUGAAAGCUUCAAACAAAUUUUCUCUGAUAUGGAAAAUCAUAAAUCUCAAUUGAAAGAACUACAAGUUGAGGCCAGUGAAUUAGCCUUAAAAACUGGAGGUGAAAGUGAAAUAUCAAAAGUUGAAGAAAUUUCAGAAGAUUUCAAAACAGUCCACCAAAAAGUUAAAGCAUUACUUACAAGACUUGAAAAGGAGCUAUCCACUUUACAGUCUUACAACCAUGAACUUCAAGAAAUUGAAAAAUGGUUGUUACAAAUGUCUUUUAAUUUGAUGUCUCACCAUUCUUUGCAAAUCUCAAAUCUUAUUAAAACAAGGGAGCAAGCCAAUAAACAUCAGCUUCUAUUAAGAGAGAUUCAAAAUUAUCAAAAGGUAAUUGAUUCAUUGAAAGUCAAAGGAUCAUCAAUUAUAAAUGACUACAAGAAUGAUGCUCCAACGAUUGAAAAUCAGAUUAACGGCCAAAUCACUAACAUUCAAGAAAGUUAUGAUUCGCUUUUGAUGACAGCAGAAAAUAUCCAAGCUCAACUUGAGGAUGCUCUAUCCAAAUUUAAAGCAUAUGAAGACAGUCUACUACUAUGCGAAAGACUUCUAAAUGAAACAAGACCAUUUAUUUCCAGUGGUUUGGAUGCAUCAAAGCUAUCAUCCGAAGAUGCCCGGGACAAACUGGAUAUGGCGAAGAAAUACCUGAAGAAUCUGAUAGAUGGUCGAGAAAAACUGCAGCAUGCAAUUCAAGGGUGCGUGGAAGCAACUUCCUCUAUAAGCAGGCCAUCUAGUCCUGAUGUUGGUUUUGCUUCUUCAUUACCAGAAAAGGAAAUGCAGAUAAAAAUGCAACUCCAAGAUUAUAUAGAACAGCUGCAAGCAUUUUCAACAUCUCUGGAAAAUAUCGUAAGUGAAUGGGAGACUUUGAACAAAUCGAAAAAUUCUAUUGAAAAGUGGAUUGCAGAAAAGGAAACUUUCCUUACCACCCUGGAAUCCAAACCUCUGGAUUUUAACAUAGAAGCUUUAAAUUCUCGACUUCAUGAUCUCGAGGAUAUUAAGAUACAAGUAACAGAAAAGGAAUCUGAAAUAGACAGUAUAGAGAGAAAAGAAAAGAAGAGAAAUGACUUGUCUGAAGUAAAUCGUCUAAGAGAAAAACUAAAGCAUUUAGAUGCCCGAGUUAGUCAAUUGAUGAACCAGUGCCUAUCACAGAGAUUGACUAUUGAGGAAAUGAGAGUUAUAUUCAGCGAAAUCGAAUCUCAAUUAAAAUUGUGCGAUGAAAAGAUUGAUAAUAUAGAAAAACAAAUGACUGCUGGGUCUGCUCAAAAGAAACAACUCAUGCAGCAAAGUCUUGAAGAUCUAAAUUCAGUCGAUGUGCUUUUAACAAAACUGAAAACCAUGACGGAUAAAUUAAGAGACCAAUUCUCUGAACAAAGCGAGAAAGAAAUUCGUAAUAGAAUAAGUAAUUUAGAAAAACGUCUGGAAGAUCUUCGAAAUCGGUGCAUGCGAAAAAUCCAAAGUAUCGAACUGAUCGAAACAAAUGUGAAUUCACUGUCAUCUGAACUUUCCUCUAUCCAGGAAUGGAUAAAUGAGAAAAAACUGCAGCUCAAAUCUUUACCAAAGCCUGGCUAUCAGAGUGCUUGUAUUGAAGGUGCUCUUCAAGAAAUAAAAUCAAUCCAAAGAGAGACGCUAAAUAAAGAAAUUGUCAUACAGUCUACUGAAAAGAAGGUCGAAACAAUAUGCGUCGACAUUGAUCAGAAAGAAAGAGAUUCUUUGAUUCAUGAUAUGAAUACUUUGAAAUCAAAAUUCGAUGACUUGUGCAAUGCAUUAGAUGCAGAGUUGUCUAAAUUUGAUACUUUCCUAGCCAAAAGCAAGCAUUUUGAAAAAGAGUUGGAUGAUAUUAAACAAUGGCUUAUUGAGAAAGAACGUCUUCUAAACAGAAUCGAGUGGUUCCCAGGUAAACAAGAAGAACUCAAUGAAGCUAAAUCGCAAUUCACAUCUGAAGAAACAAUAAUCAAGAAAUAUGAAGAAAUGACUAUAACAAAUGUGUAUAAGCUCGGCAAAGACCUAGAAGAACUGUGCAACAAUGAUGAAUUAUCUUCUCUCAAUUCUGCCCUUGAGGAAAUUAAGAGAUAUUUAGACCAGGUGAAAAAACUGUUGGAGAAAAAUAUAAAAGAAGUUAACAAAAUGAUCGAAGAACAAAAGAUAAUUGAUGAAUCUCUAGAUAAGAUACAGUCUUGGCUAACUGAAGCCGAAUCAAUUUUAUCAACAACUUUGCGUCUGGAUGCAUCCAUUGAAGUUAUUGAAGAACAAAAAUCUACUUAUAAACAGCUAACAGAUGAAAGCAAAAAGAGUUUUGAAGAACUGAUGAAACUUCAAAGUGCAUCUGAUAAAAUUUUGCCAAAAAUGAAAAGCAGCAACAAAAUGCAAUUGGAAAAUGAGCUGAGAGCAUUGAAAGAGCGUCUUCAUCGAAUAGAGGAUGCUUUGAAUGAAAAACUACAACUACUGGAUGAAGCCAUGGUACAACAGAAAGAACAGAAAUGGCAACUUGAGGAAAGCAGUAGAAAGCUUGAAGAAAUAAAAGAAGAAAUCCAGCAUCUCAGCAAACCACUUGGUCCUUUUACAGCUGAUGCAGAAUUCGUAGUCGAGAGCUAUGAAAAAAUUCUUCAUCGCCUCCUAGAUCUCAACGAACGGCUACAAGGCAUUAAACCUCUUUCCAGUUUUCUUAACAUGUAUAACAACUUGCUUGAAAAGUAUAGUGAAGUCAUCCAACAGGUUCAAGAUAAGUUUGCAAAAGCCAAACAGUCUUUGUCCAUCCGAGAUCAAUACCAUACUCUUGUGAAAGAAAUAAAUGAGACUGUUUAUACUUGUCAUGAAAAUUUAACCACUGUAAAUGAAGAAAAUAUUCCAUCUGAUAAGAAACUUGUCAAAUAUCAAAGCAUACUUGAUGACGUUACUCAGUGUGAAGCUACAUUUACCAAAGCCAGCGAUAAAGGCGAACAGAUUGCAAAAGAGGGAACAGCUAAUGACUGCAAUAAAAUAAUGGAAGAACUUCAGAGGCUGAGGAGCAAACUGAAUGAACUGAAAAAAGCCGUAAAUAAAGAAAAAACUCAACAUGAGAAUCUAAUAGCGGAGCAGAAGAAAUAUAUGCAGGAGAUGGAUCAUGUCCUCGGGGAGUUAAGAAGUGGACUUUCUGUCAUGCAGUCUCAACCACUGCUGAAGCUUCCAUCUAAAGAUGUCCAGAAAGAAAUACAUAAGCAUAAGGACUUAGCAUCAGACUUAAAGAAAUGGCUGAGUGAAGCAUCGGUGCUUACCAACCAAAUCGAUGCGGAGCUUCAGACGGAAAGUCUUCCAGGAUCAUUUAUGGAACAAGUUGAAGAGUGCAACUUAUUUCAACAAACACUUGUCCUGGCUAUGGAUGAACAACUCCAGUAUCUGAAGUCUGCCUAUGAAGUUCGAAAAGAGUUUGAGAAGAUAUCUGAUAGUCUUAAUACUUGGUUGGAAGGUGCAGAAAAAAUGCUUGAUGUCUCAUCCAAUGGCGUUGACUUCCAAAGUAUUGAUUCUACUUACGCAGAAUUGCAGAAAUACUUUUCCGACAUAAGCACUUACGAAAACCAACUGUCUGAAAUCCAGAAAUUGGGUUCUCAAAUCCAUUCAACUCUGCUGGACGAUCAAGUUUCUCUCUUGGAAGCAGAAAUUGAGUCUCUGAAGCAAACACUUUUCAGGGUUGUGAACUCGGCUGACAAAGUCAUCACUGAAGUAGAGAUAGAUUGCAUUUUAUGGAAGGAGUACAGAGAACUUUUUGAAAAAGUUUCGAAUCUCAUCAAAGCCCCUAUUCCGGCAGAGAAACCUGUUUCCAUCUCGGGUCUGAAUACAUCGAUUAAAAAGCUGUCCAAUCUCUUCAAAGAAAUGCAGAAAAAUCAAACUUUGAUCAAUGAAUUGAACGAAAAAGCACGAUCCUUGAAUCGAAAAGCUAACAUGGCUUCAGCCGAUGUCAUCAAUCAUAAACUGUCCAGCCUCAAUAGUCAGUGGCAAGAUCAUUUGUGUUCCUUGGAGAGUCAAAUUUCUGCUUUGACUGAUAUUCUGAAUCAAUGGGAGGUAUAUUCCGAGGUAGACAAAAAUAUACAGUCAUCGCUAUUGACCUGUGAAAGAAAAUUGGAAGAUAUAAUGGCGUCACAAACUAUCAGUGAAGAUAGUUUAAAGAACUUGUUGGAAGAGGUGAAGCAAGUAGGGAGUGCUAUUGACAAUCUCACGUCGCUGUCGACCGGUGUUUUGGCUUACUUGAACAGUAUCCCGAAUGGUUCAGAGGCUCAAAAACAAAUCAAGACCCACUUGCAAGAUGUUCGCAAACGACAUCAAAAGUUAAUUUGUGACAUUGAAAGCAAACUGAAACAAGUUCACGAAGAAAAUAAAGCCAUGAAGGAUUUGGAAGAACAAGUGACUGUAAUUCAAGAAAAAAUUCAUACAAUAGAAGAAAAGAUUAAGCUGAUUGAUUGCUAUAUUGAUGAUUUGGACACUGUUGAUCAGACUAUGACAGAAGUGCGAGAAGAAGUGACAACUAUUACUGAAACUGUUAAAACCAUCACAACUAAAACAAAAGAUAACUUCAAGAAAAAAGAUUAUACAAUUCCUGAUUCAAUUACCAAAACUCUGUCAUCUUUGGAACUUCUGUCUGAAGCAACAACAACUAUUCUCGAAGACAAAGAACGUGAAUACAAAAAAGCUAGAGCUAUAAGAAUAGAAUAUACAGAAGCUUUAGAUGAUGUAGUUGCAUGGCUGAAAAAAGCACAAGAACAGCUGCAAGAUAAAUCUAAUUUACCAGAAGUUGCACUGGAAUAUAUAAAUGUUUUAAUAUCAGAAGUUGUGCCAAUAAAAUCCAAACUGGACAUUGUUCGCAGAAAUGGUUUAUUAAUUUCUGAGAGUACUAGAAGCCCAUCCGAAAAACAGAUAAUUCAGAAUUCCAUAAGUUCCCUCGAAGAUCAGAUGAGUAAAGUAGAGUCAUGGCUCUAUGAAAGAGAAGUUCAAUUGAAAGAAGCAGUGAAUGCACUUCGGCAGUUUUUGGAAUCACAAAAUUUCAUACAAUCUUGGAUACGAAAAGUUGAAUCAUAUUUGUCUCAGGACACUGAAAUUCUGUCAUUAGCAGAUGCCAAACAAAAGCUGUCUGACUUGCAGGGUUUCUCAAAAGAAUCUAGUCAAGUUCAACAACAUCUUAAAAACAUGACAAAACGUUUUGAAAAGAUUGGUGAAGUGUGCAGCACAGGUGACUUAGCUGACAUGCUGGAUAACAUUGAACAAGAUGAGAGCAGCACCGAUAGUCGACUCCAAGAACAGCUGUCUCUGCUUCAAGAAAUGGUAGAAGAGUGGGAGCAGUGUGAAAGGAAGAUUAAAGAAGUGGCAUCAUGGGUCGAGAAAGCGAAGACCAGCCUUGAAUCGCCCCACUUUAAGAAGCGAAGUUUGAGGGAUCAGCUUACUACCAGAGAGAAAAUGAUGUCUGACAUGUCAGUACAGAAGACUAAAGUUUUAAUGGCACUUGAAAAACUUCAGGUUCACUUAAGAUCUCAUAUAGGUUGUCAGCAUCAAAUAUUAACCAGAGGGCAAAGUGUACAAGAGGAACUUGAAACUUUACACUCACAAGUUGAAAAACAAUGUGAAACCCUGCAAUUGUGUGUUGUACAAGAAGACCAAUACCAACAAGAUCGACAAGCACUAAAACAUGCAAUUUCACAAGCUGAUCACCAACUAAAACUAGCUACUAGUCCCAAUAUCAAUGUUGAAGAGAAGGAAAAACUGAAAGAAUUGCAGCAAGCACUUAAAGAGCAGAUUCAGAACUACAGCAACCAAAUCAAUAUAAUCCAAGAUCGUAUCAAGAAUAUUCACCAAACCAGGACUCCAGAUAAAGAUCCAUUUAGAGCACAAAUAGUUCCUCUGCCAAUGUCAGUAUUUCUUCCUCCACCACCAAAAAUAUACAUACCCCCUGAAUCCCCACAUUCACCCGAUACUAGACGACGCCCCAUGUCUCGAGAAUCAUCCACACUAAUUGAAAGGCAUUAUACCAAAUCCCCAGCCUCUCCAACAGAUUUAGGAUUAAGUUAUGCUGCCAUAGCUUCAGGUCAAAAUAGUCCAGUUAAAACUCAUGGUAGGCGUAGUCCAUACCCAAAAUCUUUUACACCGACUUUUUCAAGUACUCCCACUGAACUUAAUGAAACUACUACUAAAAAAGAGUUGGUCAUUGAAAAAAAGAUAACUGAGCACACUAUCCCAAGAUCUCCCAAACCACCACCUCGUAGAAUGAAGGAACAUAAGGAAGACAUUAAAACGCAUGAAAAACAUUCCACACGUGAGGAAAAAACCAGUACUAUUACUAAAAAACAAAAAGGUCAGGAAAUAAGAACUCCUGUUAUUGAAGAAAUUAAGGAGGAAAGUUCCAAAACUGAAGAAUCUAAAAACGUAGAUGGGACAUCAUGGGCAUCAGGUUUUCUUUCGAAACCAUCAUAUGCUGAUAUUUUGUCAGGACGCAGUAGUCCUAUACCUCGAUCUCCUUCCCCACCAGAUGGAGAUUCACGCCCUGAUGAUAGAUUUGUCACUUCAUCGUACCAAAAAGAAGUUUCUAGUUCAGAUGGAGGGGAAAACGUUACUGAAAAGCUUGAAGCGUCGUCUUUUAAAACUUCAGCAUUUACAGUGUCUUCAGAACCUAUUGUUGAAAUGCCAGAAUCACCAGAUCUUGGCAAAAAGAAAUUAAGUAUAAAAAUUCCCAAAAGCCCUUUUGGUAGCCAUUUUGUUCGAAGUGCGUCGCCAAAAUUUUUUGACCUAAAAACGAGAACCCCCUCUCCUUCUCCUUCGGGAUUGAAAGAAUUUUCUGAGUCCCGUGUUUCAUCCACGUCUGUUUCAAGGACAGUAGUUUAUUCUAAAGGUGAGCAGCAUGUUACUCAAACAGAAUCUUCUCAUAGUGAAAUUGAAACUAAAUCAUUUUGUGCCAGUCCACCAGAAUCGCGAAAACUGACCUAUGCUCAAGUUGCUCGCAUCAGUAGCCCUGUCGGUGAUGCUCACCGUAGCGCAUCACCUAGGCCACAAUCUGCUGGUAGGUCUCAUUCCCAAACGUCCAGCAAAAGCCAUUCCAACAAUGUCCCUCCAAAACCACCAGAUGCUAGUCCAAAAUCCGAUUCUGAUCAGAAGUCUUUUUUAGAGGUUAAUUCUGAUAACAGGAACCGGCCUAAAUUAGAAGAUCCUGAGAAAACGGGUGGGGGGAAAGAUGAUAAAGAGCAUUUUUUAUCCAAAGGUCCUGAACAGAACCAAAAAAACUUGAUUAGGCCUCUGCUCAGCCAAGAGGAGGAUGUGUUUUGGGCACAUCUGCUGAGCAGGGGCAAGAAUAACCAUCAUCCUCUUUCUUGUGAGAUUUUAAAAAUUUCUCAAGAAAUUGAAGGAAACUUGCAAAGUUACAAACUUUGCGUCCUCGGUGUAACUAGUCCCGAGCGAGAAAAUAUACUUAAAAAAGCCAUGAGCUUGUUAGUGAAUGCCCAGUCUCCCGAUGAAUGUAUUUCUAUUACUGGGCAAAUUAAGUUAGUUCCUAAAACUUGUCUUCAUUUUGAAGAAUGGUACGAUAAAAUUCAGGAUGAAAUGUUGUUAAUGUGUUUACAGUGUGGUUGUUUGACUUUUUCUAUGUCCUCCAUUUCAAAUUAUGAAUUUCUUCCAACUCUGAAAACUAAUGACGACUGGUUAGAAAUUGCAUCUUGUAUUUUAAAUAAAACUAAUAACAAACCAAUGAUAAUUUGUCAUUCUUACGAAUUACUGAAAGAUAAUAACAUAGUUAGUGAAUCAAAGAUAUCGUUUUUUCAUUCUGACUUAAAAGUAAUAUCCGAUACUGACCCCGUGAUGUCCAAUCUAUUUCUUCCAUCAAAAUUUUCUCAAAAGAAAGUGAAAUUAAAAUUUGAAGUCUUAGAUCAUUCCAUUUUUAUUACUGAUCAUACCAAUUACAUCAUGCUACCAUUUGAAAUAAAGUCUCGAGACAAUAUUGUGGCAAGUAAUGAUGAAUCUGUUGGAGAUGUGCCAAAUAAUAAUGAAAGAACAUCUACAAUGCCACAGAAUGACAAUGACAAUCAUUCCAAAUCAGAAGGUGUAUUAGUGGUGGAGGACAAAGACUGCCAUUCUGGGACUGUAAAUCCUCAAGGUGGAUCUCAUCAAUUAAAGAUGAGUUCAACAGAAGAAAUUUUGAAUUCAUCACAAAUCAAGGAUCCAACUUUACAGGAAGUAACUGUCACUCAAAAACUUCAACCUCAGUCAUUUGCUGCUCCCUUUUCUUCCUCUACUCCUUCUGUAGAACAAUCUCAUGAAGAAGAGACGAAAUUUUUAUCUGAUACAUCAUUUCAGAAUUAUAAAAGAGAUACUAGAAAGGAAGUACUACAUACAGAUAACCUUAUUUCAAGCAGUCUUUCAGAAAGAAAGGAGUUGAAUCAAGUUAUUGACAAUGAUUCAGUCAAAUCAGUUUCGAGGGUUAUCUCUGAAUCCUCAGAUUCAAGAACUUUUGAAAAUAUCAGUGAUGAUAAUUUGGAAAGAAAAGGCAUUUCUCAGAAAGAAAGCUCUUCAUUUGCUUUAAAAAGUGAAAAGCAGUCGGUGGUUCUUUCACAACAUGGGGACUAUCCAGAAACUACGGUGUCAGUAACAUCUGACCAAUCUACAAACACUGCCCAAGUUUGGUCUCUGCAGUCCAAUGAAAACUUUGCUUUCGGUUCUACUGCAAGAGAAUUGGUUUCUUCUAAAAUAAAUGAAUUUAAAGGAAAUGCAGAACUAUUCACUCAAAGAGAAAAACCGGAUUUUUCUACGAUGGAAAUUACCAAAACUUCUCAAGCUAAAAUGAAAGUUAGAUCUAGCCAAGUUACUUCAUUUGUAACUAAAAGUCUUACAUCAAAGUCAGGUGAAAAUGUUGAUCCUUACGUUGAUUCUGAAUCCAAUAUAAUUAGCUCGGAUUUUAAAGGUUCUCUUUUGUCAUCUGAAAGCUCAUCUAAAGAGAUGAAAUCUGUCACUAGAUCUUUUCAGCAGAAACAUGUUGCAGUCUCUUCCAAUAUCAGUCAAGCAACAAAAAUACAAUCAGAAAACUUUUCAGUGUCUGAAUUCGAAAAUAAGGCGUUUUCUCCAGAGUCAGAUUUUGCUGUUGCUGAAAUUCCUAUUUCUGAAGAGAAUUCUGCUUCUCUUAGCGCCGCUUCUAGAGAACAAUAUGCGACAACAAAUGUUGAAAUGGAUGAAGAAAAGGGCGAAUCUGGAGUGUUUUCAACAAAGUCAUUUGAAGGGAAACGAAUUAUGAGCAAAGUUUCUUCAACGUCUAGACAGUUUGCAUCGACACAAUCAGUAGUAAAACAAAUGAAAUAUUCUUCUGUCCAGGCUGGAACUUUUAAAGAUCCUGAAGGAAAAGAAAUACUUGAAGAUAUUCCAUUCUAUGAUAGUAAAAAACAAGUUUCAUUGAAAACUGAAGGAGAGAGAUUUGAUUUGGCUUCAGCUUCAUUCACUUCAGAUUCUCAAAGCACGCAAGUUGAAUACAUUGGAGAAAAUAUCAGUGAAAUUCCUGAUUCAAAUACAUUGGAAGUGAGCAUUCCAGAAAAUUUUGAAAAUAAAGAAAUGUCUGCAAAAAGUUCAGUAUCUGUUUCUAAAACUACUGUUGUUACUAAAAGAUCUUAUGUUACUCAAAGUAGAAGAAUUGUUACAGUAAAACAAGGUACGAAAACAAUGCACUUUGUUGAUAAGGAAAGUAUACCUCAAGGUAUUGAUAAUAUUUAUUCUGAAGAUUCAGUAGAUGGUGCUACUAGGAUGAUGAUUGAACCAAAUAGAGCUGAAAUUGAUAACACAAAUGACAAAGAAGGAGUUGCAAUAUCAAAGGAUUCUAAAAGUGAGGAAUCGGCUGAUGAAUCCACUUCAGAUAUAAAGACAACUAAAAGUAAAAGAAAAAAGAAUAAGAAAACUAAAAAUCUGACUAGUCUUGAUGAUAAAUCUGCGUUGAAGGAAGAUACGGAAAUUUCAGUAAAACCAGAAGUAAUGACAAAAUCAGAACAGAUAUCUCCUGAUAUAUUAGAAAAGGAGUCUUCACUUGAUACUGAUAUUUAUCCGUCUGAAACCUCAUCAGAUGUGAAUUAUAAGAAAUAUACAAAAAGAUGUCAAGAUGCUGACAUGACAUCAGAAAUGCAAGAAAUUUCCAGAACAGCUUCAGAUGUGACAUCCAUCUCUAAAGAUGACACUUCUAUUGAAUCAGAUGACAUUAUUUCGGAAAUACAUGAAGAUAAUAAGAUUGCAGAUUCUGUCGUAACCAAGGAAAAAUUUCCUCAUGUUCAAAAAUCGGAUAAACAGAUAGUUCGUGAUGAAUUUGAAUCUCAACAUGUAAAUCAAGAAAGUGAUGAUGCAAUCUCUACUCAAGAAAAAGCUUUGCCUGAUGGUACAAAACAAAAAAGGAAGAAGAAAAAGAAAAACAAAGCAAUAAAUGAGAGAUCUGAUUUUGGAGAUGAAAGUGGUGCUGCGAUUGAUCCAAAAAUUGCAGACUCCACUGGUGAUGUUAAUAGGAGCCAAAAACUCUAUGGUGCAAUUCCCAAAUCAGGUGCAGGAAACAAAAUGGAUGAUAAACAGAUUAAAUCAGAUUUAAAACCUUCAUCUGAACCUGUUCCAGGUGUUUCCUUGCCUUCUGUCAGUUUAAAUGUAACUACAGAUCCUGAAUCUGAAACAAAGAAACUAGUUAUAGGCAUAGAUGCUGUUCCUAUAAAUGACAGAUCACCUUUAAUGUGCUUUAAAAAUGAACAAGUGUUGGCAGAAGUGAAUUCACCGGUGCAAAUAAUGUCUGAUACUACUUCCAAAAAACAGAAUAAAGACUAUCAUAAAGUAACAAAACUUGGAAAAACAUCCCAUUCUCAGAUAUUAAUGGAGAGUUUUCAAGAUGCAGAUCAAAUAAGGAAACCUAGCAGUGAACAUUUUAGUGUAGAUUCCACAUCUAAGGAAAUGACUGCAGAAACUAAAAUUUAUAAUGUUGAGAAAAAGGAAACACAAAUGUCUGCCAUAUUGAAUACAACCAUACAAAACAUACAACACCAGUACUCGAAAGAUGAUGAUAAAUCGGUAGUUAAACAUAAAAAUGAAAUAACUUCUGAGUUAAGUAAAAUUAGCCCCUCUUCUGUUGCAUUCCCAAAUAAAGAAAAAACCAAUGUACCUGAUGGCAAGGAAAUAGAUAUCUCGAAGGAUUCUAUUGUAAAUUAUAAUCAGAAAAUAAAACCAGUAUCGGUUUCUGCUGGAUCAGCAGUAGCUGGCGAUGAAACGAGUGACACAUUAUCAAGUCAAGAAAAUGCUAGUGUUGAUAUUUCUGAAGUUACAGACAGCAUUCAGUAUCAGAAGUUAGCUGGUGAUGAUUCUUCUGAAACUACAGAAAGAGCAGAAACUGCUGACUGCUUUUUUCAAAAAGAUGCUGCUGAAGAUAAUAUCCCAGGGACUGACAUGACAGAAAAUAAAGCGUCAAAGAGGAAACGAAACAAGAAAAAAGGUAAAAAGAAAGAAGUAAUGUGCGAAAGCAUUUCACCUGCUAAGUCACUGGAAUCUUCAGAGUGUUCAGUUGUUAUGCCUGAAAGUGGGAACAACACUAUAUUGGCCUCCGAAGAUAAAAGAAUUCUGGAAACCACAUGUCCCGCUGAAGAAAUUGCUGUUGAGGAUGUUAAGGAAGAGAUACCGAAGCCCAAAGCUUCAGCUAAGGAUAUUCACGUAACAAUAUCUAAAAAGAGCUCGGAAAAAGCAGCUUCUCAUGAGCCAAACUUUGAUAAUGCUGCAUCUUCAAAAACUGCUUCAGCUACUGAAUCAGUUCAAAUUGGCUAUUUUAUCAGUACAGAUAUCGAUAAGAAAAUAACAUCUGAUAAAUUGCAGGAUUUUGCUCCAAAAUCAUCAGACAACAAAGAUGCUUUUGUACAAGAGGAAAAAUAUGACCAAAUGCCAGAAAAGCAAAUAUCUGACGUACUUGAUGAUAAUACUACACCUGAUAAAGUAUUAUUGUCAGAGCAAAUGAUAAAUAUCGGUACUGAGAUAAGUUCUAAAAAAGGAAUCGAAGAUGUCAAAUUGAAAAAUAAAUUACAAUCAGAACAAGCUUCUGAAUCCCAGUUGUUUGGUAAAGAAAAGCAGAUGGCAGAGUCAAAAGAUCAAGCAACAGUUGCUAUUGUGGAUGGGCUUAACCAGAUUGUCAGUACUCAAGAGAAGCACGAAACUUUCCAUAAAGAAAUUAAAAAGAGCUCCGCAGAAGAUAAAAAAGAGGUUCCACUUGUGACAUCAGCAAUUACAGAAGAUGUUAAGUCAUCUGAAAAUACUGCUACCCAAAAAAUCCCUUUCCCAUCACAUUUGUCCAAUUCAGCUUUAGAGCAACAAACAUAUCUUUCUCUAGAAAAAUACGAUCCAUUAGAAAAAGAAAGCCCGAAUGCAAAUGUAAAAAUUUCACAGGCAACUGAGGAACCGGAACCACUUGGUGGACCAUUAAUUUCUAGAAAAGCAACGAAAAAAAGAAAUCAGAAAAAGAAAUUACCAGCUAAACAAAGCGAUAAUGAUGCUAAACUGGAUGAAGCUAUAUUGUUAGAUCAAAUAAAAAAUUUAGAUGCCGAAAUAAGCAGUUCUAAAAGAGAGAUUGGGGUGAUCGAAUUGAAAAAUAAGUUACAAUCAGAGCAAGAUUCUGAAUCUCACAUAGCAGUCUCUGAAAAUCAAGAAACUGUUACUAUCCUAGAUGGGCUGAAACAGAUUGUUAGUACUCCGGAAAAGCAGGAAGCUCCUUACCAUAAAGAAAGUAGAAUAAGUUCUGCAGAGGGUAAACAAGAGUUUCCACUUGUGGCAUCAGCAGUUACAGAAGAUGUUGAACCGUCUGCAGAUAUUGCUGUUCAACUAUCAACUCAAUCUAUUUCAGCUUUAGAGCAACAAACGGAACAUUCUCUAGAAGAAUACGCUCCAUCACAAAAAGAAAUAUUGCGUAAUGCAAAUGUAAAAAUUUCAAAUACAGCUGAAGAAAUAAAACCACUUGAACCAUUUAGUUCUGAAAAAGCAAAGAAGAAGAAAAAGCAGAAAAAGAAAUUAUCCUCUAAAUCAGAUGAUGGUGAUACUAAACUUGAUAAAACUUUAAAAUUAGAUCAGAUGGGAAAUUUAAAAACCGAACUAAGCAGUUCUGAAAAAGAGAUUGAAAUGGUCGAAUCGAAAAAUAAGUUACAAUCAGGUCAAGAUUCUGAAUCUCAGUUGUCUAUUGAAUCAGAUGAUAAAGAAAAACAUUUGACAUUGACAGAAAAUCACGAAGUAACUACUAUCGUACAAAUUGCCAGCACUCCAGAAAAGCAGGAACACUCGGAAGAUCCUUACCAUAAAGAAAUUAAAAUAAGCUCCGAAGAAGGUAAGAAAGAGAUUCCACUUGUGACAUCAACAAUUACAAAAAGUGUUGAAUCAUUUGAAGAUACUGCUGAUCAAAAACAGGCUUUCCUAUCAUCUCUGUCCAAUCUAGCGUUAGAGCAACAAACAGAACAUUCUCUAGAAGAAUAUGCUCCAUCAGAAAAACAAAACUUGCCUAGUGAGAAUGGAGAUAUAAAAAUUUCACAUGUAGCUGAAGAACCGGAACCACUUGCAUCAUUUAGUUCGGAAAAGACAACGAAGAAAAGAAAGCAGACAAAGAAGCUUUCGACGAAACAAAGUGACAAUGAUACUAAACCUGAUAAAACUGUAAUAUUCGAUGAAAUGAAAAAUUUAGAAGUUUCCAGUGUCUCCUUAUCUGCUAAGAAUGUUUAUGAAGAAAAAGAGAAUUCUUGUGACGACAAAGAUUCAAAUAAAACUAUAGAAGAAUUGAAAUUUAUUGAUAAUACUACAAAGAUGAAUGAACAAACAGAAUAUAGAGAUUUUCACCCAGAGACUGAAAUCAAAAUCACAGAAAAGAAAGAGUUGAUAUCGCCGUUAACUACAACUUCUAAAGAAAUACCAGAAGAUAUUGCAGAGAAAAAUGUUUUUGUACCAUCAUCUCAAAUCAAUCUGAAUCUGAAUCAACAAGCUAAACAUAUUCAAGCUGAAGAUAUGCCAUCAGAAAGUGAUUCAUCAAAAAGCAUUUCUAACAAAAUAGAUGGAACAGAUAUUCAGUUUGAAACCGAAAAACAUGAAUUUCUUCAAUCGGAAAGUAUUAAAAAGCCAAAUAAGAAAAAGAAACAUAAAAAAAAAUUACGCCCGGAACUAAAUUCUGAAAAUCGUAUGCCUGUUACGAAAAAUGACGAAAAAUUGUUGCGAGUGACACAUGAUCAGAAAACAGUUGAUACAAUAAAAGAGCCAAAAUUGACUGAAAUUAUUCCAGAAAUAGAGAAGCAAACAGAACUUGUGAAUUAUCAAAAAGAGACUGAAAUUAGUUUUGUGGAACAUAAAGAACAGAUUCCAGUUGUAUCACCCGCAAGCGCAGAGCAUGCCGUUACAUCUGAGGAUGUUUCAGUUCAAAAAAUUGUGUCUAUUACGAGUCCACAUUUAGAACAACAAACAGAACGCUCAGUAGUAGAAGGUAUCGAACCUGAAAGUGAAAAUACAGAUGUGAUUAAAAUACCAUCUGCAGUAGAAAAGCAGAAAAUACUUCAAGUAAAUACAGAUCUGCCGUUGUCUUCUGAGAUUGAUGAUAAAGAACAAGCAGUUUUGACUGAUGAUGAUCAACAGCAAGUUAAUAUCACAGAAGGGCUAAAACCGAUUGGAACUAUAACAGAAAUAAAAGGUCAAACUCAAGAAUACCAACAAAGAACUAAAUUUAAUACUGUGGCUGACAAAGAAUACAUUCCAGAAGUAACUACAACUGCCAAAGCAGAACUUGCAGCUGAAGCUGUUGGUACAAAAGAAAUCAUUUUGCCAGCGUCCUCUACACCAAAAGAGGGAUCAGGAAAUAUUUAUUUAGAGAGCGAAAAUAUGAAUGUGGCUGAAGUUUCAUCUCCAACUGAAACUAAUAAUAUUGAAAAAAUAUCAAAGAAAAGAAAACAGAAAAAGAAAUCGAAGAAAGAGCAGGUAAAUGGUUUUCAGUUAUCAAAGAAAGAAAAGGGAAUUUCAUUACAUGAAGAUCACCAUAUAGACAGUCUUACAGAUGGACUAAAAUUGUCCAAGAGCGAAACAAAAAUGAAAAAUCAAACAGAACAACAAGAGACUAAAAUUAAUACCGUGGAAGAUAAAGACCAGAUUACUCCAGUUGCUAUGACUGUCAAAGAGCUUGAAAAUGCGCCUAAAGAUGUUUCAAAUCAAAGAAUAUUUUUGCCUGCGUCUCAGAAACUAAGCCCGGAUUUUGAACAAAAAGUGAAAGAUACUCUCUCAUUAAAAAAUAUUUCACCAGAUAAAGUCUAUAAAGAUACAGAAAAGAUACAUAUUUCAUCUUCUUCUGUAAAAGAAAAACAGAAACCGCUUAAACCAACUAAGAGUGAUAAGAAGGAAAAGAAGUUACAGACUGAGAAAGUUUGUGAUGUACAGUUAUCUUCUACGGUUGAUGACGAAGAUAAAGAGGUUUUAUUUUCGCAAGAUCAGAAAAUAAACAACUUAACAGAAGAGUUUGAAGUGGCUAGCAGUUCUACAGAAAGAAAAGAAACAAAAACUCUAGAGUAUCAUGAGGAUGCUGAAAAAUCUGUCUUAGAAGACAAAAUUCCAUUAGAAACUGCUUAUUCCAAAGAAUCUGCAGAAGCAUUUGAAGAUAAUACAUUACAGAAAGCCCCUGAAAUCACUUCAGACAUGGAUUAUCAACAAAAUCGCAUUCAGACGGAAGAGGUACAAUUAGAAAGCGCAUCUAAUGCUCUUAAUUUUUCAUCUUCAAUUGAAAAGCAAGAUAUACCUAAAUCAAAUAAGAAAAGGAAGCACAAAAAGAAACUUAAACGAGAACAAUUUUAUCCCCAGUCAUCCUCUAAUACUGAGGAAAAAAGAAAUGAAGUUUCGUCUUUCGAAAAUCAAGAAGUAACUAAUUCCACAAUUGAACCCGAUUUGAAUGGCCAUGUUAUACAAUCAAAAAAAAUAUUAGAGAAUGCAGGACAUCAGGAACCUAAAAUUAGCUCUACUGAAGAAGGAGAGAUUUUUUCAAUGUCUACAAAGUCUGAAGAAUUUGCAGAUGAUACUGAAUUUGUAUUGUCUCAAAUCAAGCCAAACUUGAAAGAAGAAAUAAAUAUUCAACAGCAGCAAUCAUUUGAACCAACCAAUACUGAGGAACCAACUAAGAAAAGAGAGCAGAAAAAGACAUUGCAAUCUGAAAAGGCUGUUCUUGGAGACCUUUCUGUUAUUAUAGAUGACAAAGAAAGCGAGGGUUUGCACGAAGAACAGAUCAAGGCAAGUGCGAUAGAAGCACUGAAAUUAUCUGAAAAUAUCCGAGAUACAAAAGGACAGGAUGGGUUUGUUGAAUAUCAUCAAGAUACUGAAAUCUGUACUGUAUUAGACAAAGAGCAGAGUCCAACAGUUGUAGCAACUACCAAGAAAUGUCUGGAAACACUUGAAAACUUUUCUGUACCAAACAUUUCUUUCAUAUCAUCACAGGCCACUUCAAAUCUGGAACAACAAAAACCACAAAUUAAAUCUUUGGAGGGAAAUUAUAUUCUUAAUGAAAACAGUAGUGUGAAAAGUAUUCCAACUGUAACUGAAGAGCCCAAAUCAAUGGAACUAAAUAUUAUUGAUGAAUCAACUAAGACGGAGAAGCAGUUAAAGGAAUUAUUGUCAGAACAAGUGCUUGAUCCACAAUUGCCUACUAAGAAAGGUAGUGGCGAGAAACCGAUUUUCUUGUCUGAUGACGUCGAUGCAACUAGUUUUUCAGAACCUCUGAUUCCCACUGCAGCAGAUAAAAUGAAUGAAAAAAUUGAAUAUUUAAAACCCUAUGAUGAGAGUAAAACAAAUUUUGUUGAAGACAAAGAGCAAACUCCAACAAUAACAACCAUUGAAACGAAAUUAACUGAAACUUCUGCAGAUUCUGCUGUACUAAGUUUGCCUUUGUUAUCAUCAGAAACAAGUCUUGACUUUCAGCAGCAAAAGAAACAAAAUACACCAUCAGAUGGUUGCUUGGAUUUUGAUUCUUCAAUAAUAAAAAAUAUUUCAUCUGUUGAUGAGAAGCAAAUUUUAUUAGAGAAAACUGUUGAUGUUAAAAAAUCUCCCUCAAAUGAAGAUCAAGAAUUCCCUUUUGAGCAGACCUUGGAUAAUGGAUCAUUUGAUAAAAUAUCACGGGAAGAUCCAAAUGUUGCAUUAACUGAAGUUCGAAGAGUAACUCAUAUUACAGAUAAGAUGAAAAUGCCUGGAACAAAUACAAAAGUAGAAAAUCAAUCAGAAUAUUCGGCAGAAAAGAGUGAAAUUACUUUUGUGGAAAUCAAAGAACACAUUCAAGAAGUAGAGACAACUGUUUCAGAUACCAAUACGUCAGAAACUAUUACGAAAAAUAUCAUUUCACUGUCAGAGAUUGACUCUUCUAUAGAGGACCAAACAAAAUGUAAUAUAGAAGAAAAUGUUCCAUCCGAAAGUGUUUCAGAUGAAUACACUACUGCGUAUAGAAAAAAUGAUCCAAUAUCAUAUAAUAUAACUGCCACCGAAAAACAAAAAUUUCGUGAACCGAGCAAUAUUGAAAAGCCAAUUAAGAAAGGAAAAUUACAACCUGAACAAGUUUUUGAAAGAGAAUCAAAUGAUGAAGGUGAUGACUCAAAGAUCUCAACCUCAAGUGCAAAAGGUACUGUUUUUGCUACAGAAGAAUUAAGAACAACAAGUGUUACUGCAGAAAUGAAGGAACUGCCUGAAUAUUUAAGGCAACAGCAGCAAGAGAUUGAUAUUGAUUUUGCAACUGGUCAAGAGCUGUUGCCAGUAACAACGUCAUGCUUCGAAGAAAAGGGAGCAGCAAAAGCAAUUCCAGUCUCUGAGGGUGUUAGUUCUCCUCUAUCUCAAUUCCAAAAAGUUUUUAAACAAGAUGUUUUAUCUGAUGAAUUGUCUACAGAUAUAAUCGUAACUUCAAAAGAUGCAGAUAUAAAAGAAGUAACUUUGCCUUGUAAAAUUGAAAAUUCUUAUGAUGAUGAUGGAAAUGGGGAGAAUUUAGCUCUAGAAAAGGAUUCUAAAUUAGAUUCGCGUGAUCAAUCAAAUGGGAACACAGAAAUCAUGGAAAUUGUAGCUAAGAAAUUGCCAAAUAUAUCAUUAAUAGAAGAGAAUGUUAGUGAAAAAAUUGUAUUCGAACGCGACUUUGAUUCCAAAGAAUCGCAAAUAACUACUAUAUCAACAAGUGAAUUUGUCAUUUCUUCAGACAUUAAUUUCUCUGGUUCUGAAAAGAUAUCUGAUGACACUUCUGUUUUUGAGCAGAAUCCAAGUGAAAGCGAGUUCAGCCCACUACUGAAAAAAUUGGCAAAAUCUGAAAAAGUAAAACAAGAGCCAUUGAAAAAGAAGCGGCCUAGAAAACAAGAUAUAGAUAGAAUAGAGAUUUCAGACAAAAAUUCAACAUUUAAAGAAACUGCUUCUUUAUCUGGUCUUGGAGUUCAUGGGUCUGAGGAAAUUGAUAAUGGACUGGAACAACGUCUUUUGUUAAGUGAAUCCAAUAAACAUUUUAAAGAAUCUGAAGAUGGUAGAAAAAUAUCGGAAAGAUAUGAGAAAGAAAUCGAAGAAGCCGAUGGACCCUCGAAUUUAGUCUGUAAACUUUCACCUGCUGACCUGGUUACAGUUUCUCCAACUGAAAAGUCUCUGCCUUCAUCUGAAAAGCAAACUGUUUCAGAACAGAAAAUGCAGCUUGCUGAAACAGCACAAGAUGCAUCUUUUGUCAAUAGAAUGGAAGGUAAUGUAAGUUCUGUUAUAUCUAAGGAGGAUAGUUAUUUACUAAAUACUGUUAUAUCAAGUGAGUCACACCUGGAAUCCAGUGAUAAGUUAGACAAGAAUACAGAUAAGCAAAAACAACUUGAAUCAGAUUUAAUGAGCAGUGAUUUUGAAUUUAAAAAGUCAAGAUCUUUAGAAAAACAUACAAUAGUCGUAUCUUCUAUAUCAGGAAAAAUAUCUGAAGAAAAAAGACAAACACAUGAUACAACUUCUGAAAAACAACUUAGCAGCACAGACUCAACUGAUGAUAUGAAAGACGAAUUGAUAGAAAUUCGUUCUGAAGACGCUCGUUAUAUCUCUGAUUCAGAAAUUCCGUAUUCCGACAAGGGAUCUGAUGAAUACAAAGAUUCUGAACGUAGUUUAUCGAUAAGUGCACAUGUUUCAUCAAUAGAAGAAUCUACACAAUCUGCUCUGCAAGAAGACAGUUUUCUUUCCGAUAAUAAAAGCAUGAAAGAAGAAGCAACCCAAAUGAGAACUGAUGAUUCUGUGCUAGUACAGCAGAGCGAAUUAUCACCUGGUGAUCACAUCGGUCUUGGCACAAUAUCAACUUCAGUGACUAAAAGGAACAAGCUUGAUGAAGACGCAUCCCAUUCUCUUGAAGCUAAAGAACCAGACUAUUCAUCGAUGACAAAUUACAGUUUUGAUAGGCAGGCUGUAGCAAAGGAAAAUGCUCCAGGAAUUUUGACUGAGGAUAUUGAAAUUAUUGAGGAUCAUAGUGGUACACAUGAGCAUGCAUCUCUUUUAAUCACUGAGGAAAAAUUAGUCCCACAAUUGCACGAGAGAAAGACUGUAACGGAUUCAGCAGCUGAAAUUUUGAAAACAGAGAAUCAAGAAUUGAUGAAUUUGUUGAAUCAGAAAAUUGGAGAAGAAGUUGCACUUUCUGAACAUGGUUCCUUGUCUCCUUCUAAGACAUUGAUUGCGCUGGGAAAUCUUUUACUGGAUCUUCAAAAUGUGAAUAUUUUGUCUACUGAAACUGUUGAAUCUUCAGAUUUAUUUUUCGAUCCAUCUGAAGAAGAACUGGAGCUUUUAAUGUGGAUGGGCAAAGAAAGGCACUACCCUGCACAAUAUGAUAUAUUAAAUGUUAGAGAAUCAGAGAUUCAGGGUAUUUGCACCCCAUCUUUAUCAACCACCUUCUCCCAUUUUGAUGAAUCUCAAAAACAUUUUUAUAUGCAGAAAGUAGCAUCAAAAGUUGGAGAAUUGCAACAGCUUACUCAGGAUGCUAGAAAUACUGGAAGUGUGACUAAAAUCAUCUAUCAUUAUGUGCUAAUGAUAGAAUAUAUACAUCACUGGAUUGAAUUUUUAGAGACAUGGAUUCUCCGUAUUUCUCAAUUACCUGCUGAGCAGCAUCAAGCAGAAUGCAAGUUGAUUGAAGAACAACUCACUAGUUUGCAACAGUAUUUUAUUACCAUUACAAAUUAUAAUCAGGAAAUUUCUGAGAUGUUUCCUGUUGAUAUAAGAAAUAAGAUAACUGAAAAAUUUACACAACUUCAAACUCAGAUGGAUUCCACUACGAAAUUUGCAGCUACAUCGUUUACUCAAGUUUCUGGAUGGAUUACAAAAAGUGGAAAAAUUAAGGAGGAACUCAAAAUCUUAAAUGAUACUCUCCUGUCUCAAGAGAAAGAAUUAAAUGCCUUACAACAUGAAAAAAAUUAUAAUGUGUCUGAUAUCGAAUCACUGAACUUGCAAAUACUUGAAAACUGCUGUAAAUGUGAGUUAUUGUGUUUGAACCAGCAAAGAUUUUCUCUAAAUUGGAUUGGUUAUCAAGUGGAAGAUCAUAAACAGUUUCUUAAAUGGUAUAGAAUUUUGAAGUUAAAGGUAUUUAGAGCCUCUGAGAAUGCUAAAAGCAUGCAAAAUAGUACAGAAAUGUAUCAGCUUUCAUAUGAGUUACUAAACCAGUUUUUGAAUUUAUUAGAAAAUGUUCUUUCAUCUAAACUUUAUAUAGAAGAUCUCGACGAUUCAAGAAAGAAAAAUCAAUUCUUGAUUAAUCUGAUGCAAUCUUUGAUGGCAAUUUUGUGGACUGUCAAAGAGAAUUACCAUACAUCAUCCAACUUAGCUAAUACCUCUGAAGCAGAUGAAAAAUACCAAAGUAUAGUUGCCAAAGCAGCUGAUAUUAUGAAGAAAGGCCAAAAGAAGCUUGAAGAUUGGAAUUUAUGGGAACUUCAACUAAUUAAAUUGGAAGAAUUGAUUGAAAAUAGCUCUUGCUGGUUGAAAGAAAAAAAUCAGAUAUUCAGCAAGGAGACUUCUAAUAACAAAAAUCUCCAGCAUUCUUAUAAUACUUUAAAAGAUCUCCAGUGGAAUAUCUCAGCUUUCAAGAAUGAUAUUGAUCUUAUCAAAAAACUAAAAGCAACAGUGUCUUCACAUAUUGAAAUUCCAAGUUUGGAGAAAUCUUCUACUGAAGUCAUUGACCAAUUUAAGGAAUUGCAACACAAUAUUGAUUCAGAAUUGAGUAAGGUGAUAUUUUCUAAAGAAUGGGAAAGUAUCAAAAAUGAGAUAAAUGAUCUUCAACAAUGCUUGUCCUCAACAAAUAAACAAAUCGUUCGAAUGCAAAAGAAAAUUAAACAUAUGGGUAGUGAUGACAGUGUUUUGAAAUUUCUUCAGGAUAUGUCAAAAAUAGAAACAGAAAUUCUGUAUCGAGAAAAUAUCUGUAUUUGGAUCAGAGAUAAUGAUAGUCUCCAAGAAUAUUCCAAAGAAGAAUUUAAAAAUUUAGAAAAUGCUGUUUCUCAGUGGAAUCAGAUUAUUGAGUCUUGCCUGAGUCUGAAAAAAAUUGCAUUGCAGAAAAUUGCUCAUUCAGAGAAGACCAGAAUUGAAGAAAAAAUGGAAUUUUGGGUUAAAGAUGUGGAGGACAAUUUCAAUAAUAUAUCGUCAAACUGUAUGAUGAAUCCUAAAGAAAUGAAAAAUAUAAAACACAAAUUAAUUAGCUUCCUGAAAAUUUUGGAUAUUGUCAUUGAUUAUCUCAGCACAGACAAGCAAGAAGAUCAGACAGAGAUGGUAACUGAUAAAGGCCAAUCAUUUGAUAAAAAUAAAGUUGAACUCCUGAAAAUGAAACUAAAAUUUGAAUUGGAAAAAUACGAGACUCUCAUUCUACAAUUUGAGGAAUAUUCUAGACUUGCAUCAGAAAUGACUUACACUGUUGAUAAGAUUAGUGAUUAUCUGAAUGGAAUAAAAGACAAGAUGGGGCAGAUGGACCAUCGUGCAAUAACCAAAUCCAAGGAAGAACUCAAGGAAUUCCUAAAGUUAUUGGGUCCUAAAAUUUACCAAGACUUGGCCUGCUUCGAUCCAAAAAUUACUGAAAUUGCUGAAACUGAAAAUCUUCCAAAUCCUUUGGCAAAAAUUUCUAUUGUUGGAAGUUCAAUAUCUCCUGUCAUAAAUGAAUUGGAGGAAAACUUACAGUUGUGGGAUCGUUACCAAGAAGCUGAGACAUGUCUUAAAUCGUUCCUUUCCCAAAAGAAGCAUAUCUUGUUUAUUUGUUGCCACAAAAUUGUUAGCAUUGACCAUUUACAUGAUUCUAUCAAUACACUCCAAACUUUAUUGGAAGAUAUCAAAGCUAAUGAAGAACGACUGGAACGUUUCAAAGUCAUAGGAUCCGAAUUUGAAAUACAUCUAAAUGUAUUUAGUGAAGAUUCACGGUCUUAUAUUCAAAACAGAAUUGAAUCAUGUACUAAAGAAUGGAUAGAUUUCCAACAAACAACUGUAAAAUUGCUUGAAGAUCAAUCAUUUCUUCUGAAAGAAUGGAAUGAAUUGGAUUCAUCAUUCCAGACACUUUCAUCUUUCUUAUCAAGCUCUUGGUAUGAAGUGAUGUAUUCACAUCCCAGCAGAUCUGAUAGUUCCAAAGAAUUUGAGAAUGUAAUGGAAAGAUUAAACAAGAAUCGUACUCAAUUAGUGUCCCUUCAAGAAAUUGGGUUUAAGAUUCAAAGCAGUUCUUUAUUACAUCCUUCAGUUAAAGAAUGUACAAAAAAUAAACUACUCUUAUUGGAAUUGUCUCUCAAAUCUUUGGACAGUGCUACAAUGUAUGGUCAUCAAUCAUUGAAGAAUAACAUUCAGGAAGAAGACGAUGACAGAAAGAUUUUAGAGUCUGCUGCAUUGUUUGCUGGUUCUAUUGAAAAUGAGUUGAAAAUGGAUAUUCCAUCAUCCAAACAAGAACUUGAAGUUGCUUUAACAGCCACUGAGAUGUCCCUUUCUAAUGCUGCUUCUCACUAUUCUGCUGUUGAAUGCAUUCGAAGAAGACUUCUUUUUGAUGAUACUAUAAAUUUUGAAAUUGCCAUGAGUAUUGCAAGAACAUUCAUAAGCCUUCAACAAGCAACUUCCAGAUUGACUGCCUUCUACAUAAAUUUAAGGAAAGCUAAUUCCGAAAGCAAUUCUUUCAUAGAGAAUAUUAGUUGUAUUUUCAAAUUUCUCAAAUCCUUUAAACAAAUAUUUUCUGAGAUGCCUUCUGAUUACUUUGAGCUUCUAAAGUUCUUUAUAAAUUUUCAGUUAAUUGACAUCUACAUUCAUAGUUACCGACCAACUUUACAUUCUGUAGUUCAAGAAGGUUUAAAGAAAUGCAAAACUGGGGAUCCCUCUAAUUCAUUGGUUGAAUGCUUUAAAGAAAUGCAGAAUGAGUGGGACUGUCUUGAGAUCGUUUAUGAAACUAAAUUAAGUGAACUGAAGAAAGCCAUUUCUUUAUGGGAAACGUAUUUGCAUUGUAUUAAUGAUGUAAAAAUGUGGAUUCAUAAGACCAAAAAAGAAUUAAAACAGCAUCCAAGAAUACUGAAACCUAUUGAAAUAGAAGAACAAAUAUCACUUGUUCAAAAACUUAUCAAUGAAGAAGAAAUGUUUUCUUCCAUGACAGAAAAAGCAAAAGAAAUUGCUGAAGAACUUGGUGUAACUGUUAGUUCUAUUGCGAGAAAUAAUCUGUUAAAAGAAAUUUCAAAUCUACAAGAAACAAGUCAGCAACAAGCAGAUUUACUGAAAAAAGUUUUGAAGCAGCUAAAAGAGGCUCAUUUUAACUUCAAAGAGUUUGAAUGUGAAUUGGUUACGGUUAAGGACCGUUUGGCUACUGUAUUCUCUUUUGUGCAUAAAAUGAUUUCAAUGCCUACUGAAACACUGAAAGAUAAACUUCAAGAAACCCAGGUCGAGCUUCAAAAAGUAAAAGAUAUAAUUGUGAAACUAAAUGAACUUGAAAGCCAGCUCAGACAGUUGGAUGGCAGCAUAUUUUGUUGUGAUUAUUACCUACAAAUUACAACACAAAAAGAUAUUGCCGAAGCUCUAAGCUACUUAUUCGAACAGUAUGCUGCUAAGUAUAGCCUACUUUCAGAAGCAUCUGAGGAAAACCAAAAAUUCUUAGAAAUGUAUAAAACUCUUCUGAAAUGGAAUGAUUUAACUGAAACUAAAAUAAGUCGGAAUUAUCAGGAAUCACCGGAAAGUAUAGAAGAAAAGUUACAGUUGUAUAUAAAGAACGAGGCAGAAGAAAAUUCCAAACUCCUUCAGGAAAUAAUCAUAAUAGGACAAUCACUUGAAGAAAACAAAGAAAAAUCUGAAUUUAUAUCUAGUGCCAUCUCAUCCUGUUCUACAAACGUUUCAAGAACAUUAUCUUUAAUUGAUUCAAGAGAUCAAACAUUACAAAAUAUUUUGGCACAAAAGAAGAGGGCAAUUUUACUUCAAGAAAAAAUUGAUGAGUUUUUAACUAAUACAGAAAAUUUUCUGAAUGACCCAAUCCAGUUUACUGAUGUAUCUUUGAAAGAUGUCGAUGGCUUGAUCCAAGCUUUGGAGACUCAUCAAAAUGAAAUUCAACGUCAAAAUCAGAGUAUUGAAGCUUUAACAAAAGAUACUGAUGAAUUAGUUUCACAGCCAGAUGCAUUUUCUUACACAACCGACAGAUGUCUUUUCCAGCAUUCUACUCAAAAAAUAUUAAGUAAAUGGGCGUUAAUUAAAGCCAUAGCUUCAGAAAGAUACCUAUAUCUUACAAAUGUAAAGAUGUCUUGGAAAAAUAUUUUGACUUUAUUGAAUGGCCUUGAAGAAUGGUUAGAUUCAAGGGAGAAGAUUGCAUCUGAAAUCGAUUAUGUUGAAAAAGAUCACCCUAGAAGCGUAUAUUUGGAAGGAAUCAAAAUAUUUGAGAGCUUGAAACACAAUUUCCAAGAUGACAUUAAUCUUCUACAUAACGUCAAUGCUGUAUACCACAAAACUGCUAAAGAGGAGCUGGAUGUAAAUAAUUGCUUGAAAAAUAGAGUUUUGUUGCUAAAUGAUCGAUGGCGUGUUCUUUAUCAAAAAGUCUGUGAUAUACUUACUGUUCUCAAUAACAUCCUACAGUUGUGGGCUGAUUAUGACCAACUUCAUGAACAUCUGCAUCUCUUUUUAACUGAAACUCAUAUAAAGAUAACUGAAUUGGAACAUAACAACACUUUUAGUCAGUCUGAGUGUGACUCUAUCAUGAAUGAUUUUGUACAUCAUGAAAAUGCUCUGGAAAGAUACAAAGCUCUAGCAAAUAACCUUAAGCAAAAAAGUCAGUGUUCUGCAGCAGAAAUAAACCAUCAAAUGGAAGAGAUUGAAAAAUAUUGGGCUGAAGUGUAUGGAUGUCUACAGAAUUACAGAGAUUCAGUUUCAAAGAACAUUAAAGCAAAGAAAAGCGAAGAUUUAUUCCAACAAACAGCUAGUUCAUCAUUUACUGCCGAUGAUGAUGGCAUUUCCAGCAGUGCAGACAAUUUCGAAACGGAUUCCAUUCUGGCUACUUCAAGCAAAGAUUCUGAUGAAGUAACAUCAUCAUCUUAUCAGAAAAAUUUAACUGAAGGCAAAAAAAUAACUACUACAAGAAAAGCAAGUGAAGCUGGACAUGAUGAAGCUGAAUUUAUUAAAGAUUUAUUAGCAGCCCUUGAAGAAGCUGAAGACCGUAUAGAUUCUCUUGAAACCGUACUCUCUGAACCAACACCUUGUGGAACCAAUGAUAGCACUGCUCCUAAUUAUGCUCGCCUCUUAGCUGCUUGUAGAUCAAGCAUUGACGUUAUUCAACAUUUGAAUCAGCUGUUUUCUGAAAGACCAUCUGAUAAAAGUUCCAAAUUCAGUGAAAUAGAUAUACAACAUCGAACUGAAGAUAUGCUGAAUCGUUGGGAAAAAAUUGAAGCUGCCACUCUCAACAAAGAAUUCCGAGCACUUGAAAAUGCCAAAAAAUGGAAACAAUUCUCUAAUGAACUUCAAGAGAUUGAAAAAUGGUUACUUGAUACUUUGGAUUCUCAGACAUCACAAUCCAUUGCUGAUGCUGAUUUUGAAAAGUUCAUUGUCUUUUUACAAAGACAUGAGGAAUUGAUUUCACAAAUUAGUAAGCAAAAGAAAACUAUUAUUGCUCUGAAUGUGACUGGGCAAAAAUUUAUAUCAUCAUCUGCAUCAAAAGACAAUCUAGCAGCUGUAGACGAAAAAUUGAAGGCUGUAAAUAAUCACUGGGAAAAACUUUGUUCUGUUGCUCUUGAAUGGCAAAAUAGACUGCAAACUGAAUUUCUUCAAAGUUCUGAAUUUUGUAGCACAAUAUCUGAAAUGGAACUUUGGCUUGAAGAUUCUAAAGAAAAAAUUCAGUCUGUGGAUUUGAGUGAUGAAUGUACAACUCCAUUCCUGCAUAAACAACAUACUGAAAUUUAUGCCCUAAAGCAACAGUUAGAAAAUUGUUCUCAGAGAAUCGAGACAUUACUUAACAUAUCUGGACACCUUUUCCAAGAUAAAGAGCUUUCAAUUUCAAAUGAAGGAAUUAUUGAAAUGCAGUCAAGGUUGCAUUCAAUAUUGACCCUUUCGCAGUGUCUGUUGCUAGAAUGCACCAAUAUAUUAACAUCACUUUCAGCAUUAUUAACAAGCCGCAUGGCUUUAGAAGAGAGGCCUUGUUAUUUAACCAGUACUUAUUCAAAUGAGGAUGAAAAUCCAAACCGAAUAAGCAGAUGUUGUGGUUUUCUGCUUAGAGUUGCCAGAGCUUCACUUCCAAUCCAAGCUAUUUUGUUGUUACUCCUUGGGGCAGCAAUUUUAUUACCAAAAGAAGAUGAAGAACUUAGUUGUCGUCUCUCCAAUAACUUUGCCAGUUCUUUAAAUCCCAUGUUACAUUAUCCUGAUGGCCCACCUCCAGUGUAAAAAAAAAGUAUAGCAUUUUUUUUUUUGGCAUUAAUUGUUUUUUUGAUGCCUUAAGUGUUCUUUUCAUCAUGCUAUUCAUAUAUGUACAUUCUUCCAUCAACCUGUAGAAUUUUGUAGAUCGAAGUUAACUUCAACGUUGCAUAUUUUAAUAUCAUGAGCUUUGUACUGAAUUAAAGAUCUGGCCAUAUUGUCUAGGAUUGCUGCUACUUAACCCACGAUAUUUUUCUGCAUAAUUGUUUUCAUGUUGAGUUUUUGUUUCAAACUUCAAUUCAAAAAUGUUUUUAUCAAUAUUUCUCGAAGCAAUAUAAAUGUUCAAUAUUGUAAGUUGUUGAAAAAUUCUGUAUGUUUUUUUAUUAUUAUUAAUACUGGAGACAAAGUUCUUGUCUUUUCUGUUUUUGCCUCCCAUUUUCAUGGCAGGUACAUGAGAAUUAAAAAUUUUCAAAGUAUUGAUAAAAAAAAAUUCUAGUAUCUUUAUAAAUACCUUUUUGUUAUAUUGUGUAGAAUACUAUGUUGAGAUUUGUCCAUUUUUAAAUGUUGGUUGUGAUAUCUUUGUUAUGUCUUUCAAAUCAUGUAUCAUUUAUGUUAUAAAAUGGAUUUGAAAUUUUAUGUGCAUCAAUGUAUGUAGGUUCAAUUUUUAAAUGUUUUAUGAUUGCCGGUGCUUUAUAUUUGCAAUCUUGCUUUAAGUAUAAUUUCGGUUAUAUUAUGGAACUCUGAAAAAAAAUACCACGGUGUCUUGAGAAGUGCCUGCAUAAAUUACAUCCUAACUGUGUGCCAUUUAUAAGCUUUCAUGUGAUGAAUGUAAUUAAAUACAUGUCCAUAAAAGUCAUUCUUAGGAUACUAAAUGUGCAUUUAUAAAAUUAUUAGUUGUUUCUAUUGAAAAAUUAAAUAUUCCUCUAAUAAAACAAAAUAAAUUAUGAAAUUUUGAAAA